Molecule: messenger RNA, 68379 nt
Organism: Podarcis lilfordi (Lilford's wall lizard)
Lineage: Eukaryota; Metazoa; Chordata; Lepidosauria; Squamata; Lacertidae
Source: the annotation of a GenBank genome assembly
GUCGGUGUGCGUUCUCCCUCUCUCGUUUUCCUCUCCCAGAGAUGGCGUCGCGCAAGGAGACACCCGCCCCCGGCGCCGGAGCUUCUUCCUCGGCUGCCGUCAAAGCCAAGGCGAAGGCGGCCCCGGGAGACUCGGCGGUCAAGCAAGUGCAGAUCGACGGCGUGGUGAGCGAGGGAAGGGAAGCCGGGAGAGGCGCCUGAGCCGCCGGGCGCGCUGCCGCGUGUUCUUCACAGGGUCGGGAGGGACCCCGAGGGUCAUCUAGCCGAACCCAGAAUGGUUUACAAAUGUCAGUGAUCAGACAGUCCCAGCCCCCAGGUUUAUAAUCUGAAAUACAUGACAUAAAAGGAAAAAGAUGGGGGGGGGAGGGGGAAGACAAGCUCUGGCACCGGCCUUUAUUUCAGAAUUACAGUGGUACCUCGGGUUACAGACACUUCAGGUUACAGACUCCGCUAACCCAGAAAUAGUACCUCGGGUUAAGAACUUUGCUUCAGGAUGAGAACAGAAAUCUUGCGGCGGCGCAGCAGCAGGAGGUACCUCGGGUUAAGAACAGUUUCAGGUUAACAACGGACCUCCAGAACGAAUUAAGUACUUAACCCGAGGUACCACUGUAUUGCAAUGACCAGACGGAAUGGAAAGAAGAGCCAAGAAUUGCUAGACUCUGAGCUGGAAUUGACGAAGACGCCCUGCAUUCCUAUAACUUGGUAAUAAUAGCCUGUAUUUCUCUGCUUGCGGCAGAAGAGGGUGGUUCUCUUUCCCUGUGACCGGCACGGAAACAAAAGAGUGCUCACCUCUUAUAAGGCAAUUUAAUCAUUUUACUGAAAUCAUAUUGGCUGGGCUGAUGUACAGGUGUCUGAUAGGUUGGACAAAACUGCGAAGAUGCAGUCUAGGUAUUAUUAAAAAUGCAAUCUCAGUUCAGCUAGAGCAGAGUGGUCCGACGCGCAGCCGGAGGGCUGCAUGUGGACCUGAGGUCUUUUUGGGUGACCGUCGGCAACAUUUUACGCCCCCUCUCCUUCCCCUUCCCUCUGCACAGCCUUCCCAAAGCUGGGUAUGGAGGUGCUGGGCUCUGGGAAGGAGGUGUGAAGGCUCUGACAGGAUCCUAGAGUCCUCCUACCUCCUUCCCAAACCUAGUUAGGGCUUUCUCAGAGGUGGGAGAGCUCUAGGACCCUGCCAGAGCCGCAUGCCUAUUUCCCAAAGCCCAGUUUCACACUUACUUAACUUUGGGAAGGUGGCGCAAGGACUGGGGUGUCAUUUUUUGGCCUCUCUCCCUUCCCCCUCUGCGACAAAGCAGUGUGUGCCCCGUGGGCUCCGUGUUGAAGUACUCUUGCAGUAUGUAAAGUUGGGCUGCCCGGAGUUAGCGGAACAUAGGAAACUGCCUUAUAUGGAGUCAGAUCAUUGGUCCAACUUGCUCCGUUUUGUUUACACUGACUGGCAGUGACUCCCCAUUGUUUCAGGCAGGAGCAUCUCUCAUCCCUGGAGAUGCCAGAUUGAACCUGGGACCUGCUGCGUACAAAGCAGAUGAUCCCACUUCUAUCUCUCUCUAUAUAUCACAGAUUCCUUUGAAUUGUGAUAGACAGCGUUAUGCAUAUAACUGCCAAUUUGAUUAUCAGAUGCAUUGUUUCAGGUACUGCAAAUGCUGUGAGUUGCAAGUUCAGGUGGGCAUUUUGUGUAAGUAACCAUAUGUAUGUUAAGGUAUAUCUCAAUGAGUGCUCAAACAGCACAUAAAUAAUAAUAAUAAUAAUAAUAAUAAUAAUAAUAAUAGAAAAAAUAUUUUUUAUUAUCUUUACCUUGCCCAUCUGGUUGGGUUUCCCCAGCCACUCUGGGCGGCUUCCAACCGAAUAUUAAAAACAAUACAGCAUCAGACAUUAAAAACUUCCCUAAACAGGGCCGCCUUCAGUUGUCUUUUAAAAGUAAAAUAGUUGUUUAUUGCCUUGACAUCUGCUGGGAGGACGUUCCACAGGGCAGGUGCCACUACCACCCAAAUGUUACAAAGAUACAGCAGAAAGGUCUACAAGAGACACAGAUGCUUUGUUCUACAGUAUUUAGCAUGAAGUCUUUCCCUAUAUUGCUUUCUGUAUUCUCUGGGAAUAGUAUAGCAAAAACUCAUUUAAUCACAUUGAGCUCGUAGAACUUUUAGAGUUGGUAAGUGCUGCAGUUUCCACAAAUGUAAUUACGUUAUAACACCUUUCAAUGCAACCCCUGUAUAAGCUUCUCAGGAAGUAUGCCCCAUUGAAUUCUAUGGAGCUUUCUUCUGUGUAGAUAUGUACAGUCGUACCUCGGAAGUCAAAUGGAAUCCGUUUGGAAACCAAAGCGCGGCUUCCGGUUGGUUACUGAUUGCGCAGGUGCGCCAGAAACAAUAGUGGAAGCCGUGCCGGAUGUUCAGCUUCCAAAAAGAGUUCGAAAACCGGAACACUCCCAGUUUUUGAUCGUUCAGGAGCAAGACUAUUCGACUCUCAAGGCGUUUGGGAGCUAAGGUACGACUGUAUAGGAUUGAACUAUUAGUUGAUCAGCUCUUAGUUAUAUUGCUGUUGGUUUUCUGCAGUGGCCCCACCACAAAUACAGACAUUAGGACCAGGUGCCAAAUUUAGCAUUUUACUAAGACUACAAAGAUGGGUAAGUGUGUGAGCCUGGUGACUUCAGAAGCCACAAUGUGAAUGGAGGAUUGGGCACGAUUGCCAGUGGCCCAUGGGCAUUUUUAGUUACCAGCAUUGCUCUUGGUCUUCCUGUGUCUAACAGAGGAGGAAUUAAUUGUGCAGACAAAAAUAAGCACACAAUUUAGAAUGUGCAUAAGUAUAUCAGUCUCAGUCAGUCUUGGGUGUAAAAAUGAGCUCAAGUGUAAAACCAGAAUGGAAUAUUCUAAUGUGUUGCUAGCAAGUUAGCAAGCCCAUGCUUAAUUAUCCAGAUAUCAGCGAAGUUUGGGCUUCAGUGCUGUGCCCAUUUACCUGAGAAUAAGUCACAUUGAUCUUUGUGGGAUUGCUUCUGAGUAGACAUAGGAUUGUGCCAUGAAAUGCCCACUGCCAUUAUAGUGGGGCAGGUCCCUGUCAUUGGAUGGAAAGAUGCACUGACCUGUUAUAGUUGCUUCUAAAUGGCUCUUUGUAAAUGUGAAUCUGUGGUGGUCAAUACUUUUGGCAAGGAGAUCCAAAGUUUUAUUUAUUCUUAUUUAUUCUUACAUUUAAAUCCCACCUUUUCCUCAAAGGAGCAGUACACAGUCCUCUCCACACCUCAUUUUACCCACAAACCAACAACCCUGUGAGGUAGAUUAGCCUGAGACAUUGUGACUUGCUCAAGAACACCUGGGGAGCUUCCUGGAUGAAUGGAAAUUUGAACCCUGGUCUCCCAGGGUCUAAUACUCUAACCAACACUGGCUGUUUGUUGGGAUGCACUGCAGGACACGCACAUACCUUGGGACAUCCUGCUACUGUCUAGGAAUUUCGCAGGCUCUCUUUCCUUUUGCCACUAUUGGCCUUCCCAAUCAUUACAAGACGAACAGUUGUGCAGACUGUAGCUUCUUCCUGGGUUUAGCGACAUACUUGGAGGUCAGUAUGGCCAAUCCUUGCUUCUCAAAAGCUGCUUUUUUGUGUAUAGGCAUUCAGAUGUUGAAUUGUUUGAUUUUUCAUAUCCUCCUGGGCUCUUCCAAUAGUUUUUCCUCAGUGUUAGUAGAUAGUGCCAGCGUUGUGCUUGCUUCUCUUUCAGUUUCUUGAGCCUGAGAUGAGAGUGAGGGCAACCAUUCUCAAGCUUAUUUAAUUUAUUUCAGUUUAGACAACAAGAAAGCAGAUUCAGUGUAGCAGUUAGAUAGUAACUAUGGACCAGGGAGGCCUAAAUUAGAAUCCCUGUAGCCCUAAAGUCCACUGGGUGAACCUGAACCGGUCACUAUCUCAUAGCUUCACAUUACCUCUCAGGGUUGUUGUGAAGAUAAAGAGGGCUGGAGGAAAGACAGUGUAUUGCACCCCUGAGUUGCUUGGAGGAAGAGUAAGAUAAAAAUGUUUGAGAGUCCCAAAUACUGCUAGCCUUGGGCAAGUUUUCUUGGACACAUCUUACUCUUCUUUUUCAUAGACUUUUGGGGGAAGGAGCAGGAAUGGAAUUUUGUUUCUCAGCUUCGUUUCUCAGUCUGUGCUCGUUUAGCUCACCCUGUUGAAUACACACCUUUUGCUCCGAUUGGUUUUGUUUGAGGAAGGGUUGUAAUGCUUCAGAAGCACAGCCUUCUGCAAACCACAGGGGCUGGUGAGAUUUCUACCAUAAGAACAUCAUUUUUAACUCUAGGCUGCUGUUGCCACUUCCUUUAUUGUUGUUGUUGUUGUAACUCUAGGCUGCUGUUGCCACUUCCUUUUAUGUUGUUGUUGUUUCAAAGAAUGGCAGAUUCAAGAAUGGCAAAUAAAAAAUGUAAUAAAACAACAACUCCAGAAUGUCAGGAAAUAUGAUAGGUAAACAAAAACGGUGAAGGGUAAAUAGCCAAACAACUGAACAAAACGCAAGAUACAGUAAAAUCCCCUAAAACCUUCUCUCCCUCUGGGAUCAAAUGGCAAAGAAACAAUUUUUUUUUGGCGGGGGGGGGGAAUACAGAUCAGAGUUGUGCUGAAGUGCUCCUAACCUUUUGACGCAAGCACAUUGGAGGAUAUUUGUUGUGCUUGGGAUAGACAGUAUCCAGGAUAUUUCAGGCAAGGCAAUCAAACCACUGAAGAAAUCUGCCAGGCUAGGUUGGCUUGUCUCCAUUUCAAUCUGGAGGUUAAAGUCUCCGCAUCCUUACUGCUGUAUGCCAAAGAGCACAGCGCCUCCUCAAAGGAUGAUGCCAUUGGUAAACAUGCAGCAGCAAAAAAGCUUGAAAGAGCAACAUCUGGUACCAUUUGGCAUGAUUAAGCUAGCGCCCCAUUGAAGAGUGAGCUAGCAUCAGGCCUACGUGUCGUACUUCAAGGUUCAUGGAUGGAAUUCUGCCUGACAAUAGCGCUUCCUGUUUGGAGGUAAAAUUGGCAACUGGUCGUCUUGUCUGUGCCGCUGUGGUUUUAACAGUUGGGCUUCUCAUUGCUUCUCUCAUCGGAUGGGUCCCUUGUGUUGCGAUUAUAUAUGCGUAGCUGAAAAGGCUGAUGGAGUUUGGUCUCUUGGUGCCAGUUUGUCGGGCUGUUACUUACAAAUGCCGUGAACAAUGUGUGUUUCCACUUACAUCCACAAAGCACUGUGGGGUAUGCUGGUGAUGCACUUCUCUUAAAAGGCACUCUUCUUAGCAGCUAAUCCUCUCAUUGCCACUAGCAGAUAUGUUCUGCUUUUCUCCAGGAGGGGGAAAAAGGCUCUGCUGAGCUAAAGCAACCUUGUGCAAAGCUCACAAGAAGCUGAUCCCAAUUAAGUCCGAGGCUGGGGCCAUCUUAAGGCCAGAGUCUGCUCCUGCUUAGUGCUUGUUUCAUGACAGAUCAGCCUUGAGAUGGCAUUCAGUGGUGAGAGUGUUGCAGGGUCUGCAAGGAUUGAAGGAACAGCUUUUGAGACCCUGCAGAGAUCAAUUGGGGACUCUUGCACACUUCUCUUACUGAUUAUAGUUGUAGGAGAUGUGGAGGGAGGCAGGCAGGCAAUACAACUGAAUUGGGAAGUACCAUAUAGUUCUUGCAACUAUAGGACAUUAUGGAAAGGGUAGCAUGCUUUCUCUUUCACCACUCUGCCCCUCCCCCUUUCAAGAGUGGCCUGGUAUUGGGUAGGGGUGCCAUUUUGGGCUUCUUUUUAUGUCUACAAGUGCUUUUCUUUUAGUGGCCGGUGGUCUGCAGUUCUAAAAGUAUGGUAUGGUGACCUGCAGUGCAAUUAGGAGUUGCCGUUGAGUGGUUUGUUGUAUGUUUUUAAUGGACAGUGUUUUAUGUAUUCUUGUUUACUUGCUUUUAUUAUAAACCGCCCUAUGCAAGGGGCAGUAUUUAUAUCAUCUAGAUAAACAGUGUCAAAAUACAAGUCACUCUAGAGUUAGCUUUUUUGACUAGUCAAAACUUCCUUUAGUCAUUUGACCCAUCAGUGAUGGUUAAAAGUCAAGCAUUUGGGUUGAAUGUGGUGUUUGUUCUUGGAGCAGACCCAUUGAAAUUAAUGGACGAGAUCUAGAGGGUCUACUCUGAGUAAAAGCUUGGAUACAACCCUUAAUUAGAACACUAACAGGGAACAGAAAGAAUGGGGGGAAACUGCCAUCUACCAGAUGUUUCAUAGUGUGAUGUCAGGUCACAUGGAGGUGUGUCCUCUCUACAACUAACGUAUUGAGGAAGGUCAGGGAUGGAGAACCUGGAGUCCAGCAACAUCUGGAGGGCUACAGCUCCUAUCAUCCCUGAUCAUUGAUUAUACUGGGCUGAUGGGAGUUGGAAUCUGACAAAAUUUGGAGGGCCAAAGGAUUCCUAUCUCUUGGCUAGGUAGAAUUGUUGCUUCAUUGGGAAAUGGGGGGACGGACCCCUGCUUCUAAAAUGCAGGUAUAAGCAAAUGAUCCAGACUCCAGAGGCACACAAUAGCUCUUGCCACUUACCCAGACCAACUCUUUUAAUAUAUUUUUAACUUUAUGGAAUAUUUGAAGCUGUCAAUUGCCUGAGUAAGUUCCUUUGCUGCCUGCAGAAUCAUCUGUAGCACCAGCCACUUGUUUCAUGCACGACAACAUCAAACUGUCUAAUAUGGAUAGGGAUUUCCGUUGUCUGUUUGUAAUGGCAUCUCUUUCCUGUAUCCAUACCCACUUCUGGUCUCAAGUUACAGCCUCUUUGUGAUGUUGGGCUGGAGUGUAGAUAGAGCUUUUCCUCAAAAGGUGGGCAGAGGAGCCAGUUGGCUGAACACAGAGUAGCUCAUUUCACACAUGGAUUGGUUUAGACCAGGAUAUAGGGGUCUUUAUUUUCAGCAGUUUUCACAAGUGAUGAAAAAAGCAGCAGUUCAGCUUCCCUCAUUCUGUAAUUAGAAGAUUGUAUGCAUUUGAUUUGACGUAAAAAUUAUUCCCUUCUACUAUUCAUUUAGUGUCUCUUGGGGACGUGCCUUGAUGUGCAGUGUCUCAAAAAGCAAUAUUCAAGCUUGUAAAAUCCUGUGAAGAAUUCUUGAACAAUGGUUGAAAAGGUAAAAGAAUUCCUUUUCUGGGAGUGGGGGACACAGAUCCACGUCUUUAUUUUCUGUUCUUAUUUUGCAGGCCAUCCUUCUUAUUAAAAUGGCCAGAACAUUAGGCUAGAUGGGUAUUUUCUUUACUACGUCUUCAUUUAUGUGACGUCUAGGUCACAUUAGAGAAUUUUGUGCUUGUGGGCUUUCCCCUGAAAUUAUUUACAAUUCAGUUUUACAGUUCAGUUGCAUAUUUCUAAUUGGAAGUAAGCACCAUUGAAGUCAGUGGGACUUAUUCCAGAUGCACCCUUCUCUAGUUUCUUUUUCAGAGACCACAGUUUGCCAUUGCGUUUCAGCAGGCAAAUUAUGGUUUGCAUGAUCCUUCCUAGCCAUGGUUUGAUCAUGGUUUGCAAUCCUGAUUUGGAGGAUUUGCACAAAAGCCAAAGUAACUGAUUGAAGCAUGAGAAGUAGAGGGUGGAAGGAGCAUGUGAACUCAAGGCUUAUUCAUGUUAUAUCAGACCAUGAACUUCAGAGGACUUGGUGCAUCUUAUCAUAAUGCUUUUACAGCUCUUUCAAAAUUCAGGCUGAAAUCCUGUUUUAAGAUAGACUGGCAUAGCCAAUGGCUAACUUGUAUUUUUGCUCUGGGGUUGUUUGUUUUUUAAAUUGCCGUGUUGUGGAUGAGAUCCUAAGAUGGGCUGAGGCAUGCUUAAAUUUAGGCUAACCAAAAUAGAUCAUUCAGACAUCAGUCGCAGCACUUGCUUUCUGCCUUCCGCUCCAACCAUUUCUGAUGGCCAGAUUAUAUGUAGAAUGCUUCCCGGCCCCCUCCCUGCAGGCUCUUUCCUCUAAAUUCAAAAUGACAGUAGAAAUUCAGCUCAAAUCCAUGUGAAAAAUGGCUUGUUGAAUGAUGAUGAGGUUAACUGCUGCUGCACUUGGCUGUCAUCUCAAAAUAUUCACACAUGCGACUGCUGGGAGCUGAAGCCUGAAGAGUAGUGCUUUUAUGCACAGAUGGCAGUAGUAAGCAGCUCAUGAGUACAGCAAAAAAUAAUAAUAACUGAAGGCUGGUAUUUCAGUAGGGUAGCAGAACGCAUCUCAGUGUACAGCUGUCAGCUGAAAUUCUGAUUCUUAGUUACUCAACAGAAGACUGUUGAAGACGAAAUAGCAGUUCUAAAGUUUCCAAAAAGCAAAUUAUGUGGUAUGUUUAAGAUUCCAUGUAUGCUGUGAAAUAGUGAGGCUUCUCACAGUAUGAGACAGGGAUGUCAACUUGUCCCUAGCUUAAUUUUGAUGUGUCUUGAGUGCAUCAGAAAACAGAGGCUUGCCUGAUGAUAUAAUCUGAGUAGGAAAGAACUUUCCACUUUCUGCCCUUGGAUGAUGUAGCAUAGCAGCUCAGGGUGUGGACUAGGAAGGUUCCGGUUCAUGCCUUGACAUAACUGCGAAUCUACUAGGUGACCUACGCUCAUAUGUACUAAAUAUGUGGGUGAUGAGAAUGGGCUGCCAGGUAGGACUAUGACUGGAGUGACAAUAUAUUAGGUAUUGGUUUUUAGAGGUAAGGGUGGAACCCAACGUAGCACAAGCAGACCGCUGCUCAUGUAACAGGACUUCACCUUUCUCCUCCUCCCUGCAGCUUUCCUGCCCCACAAUGUGCCUCCAAACUAUUCUCUGGAGGGUCACAGGGGAAGGAGAGGAAUGUGAAGUCGUGUUCUGUGAGUGGAGGCUCGUUCCAGGUGUUGGUAACAACUGGAGUACAGUGGUACCUCUGGUUACAAACUUAAUUUGUUCCGGAGGUCCGUUCUUAACCUGAAACAAUUCUUAACCUGAGGUACCACUUUAGCUAAUGGGGCCUCCUGCUGCCGCCACGCCGCCGGCGCGCGAUUUCUGGUCUCAUCCUGAGGUAAAGUUCUUAACCCGAGGUACUACUUCCGGGUUAGCGGAGUCUGUAACCCGAAGUGUUUGUAACCUGAGGUGUUUGUAACCUCAGGUACCACUGUAUCUGCAAUGGUGUAAAAAAAAUAGUUCAGGAAAGCAGUAUAUUACUGUUUUUUAAAAGAUUUUUUUUAAAGUUGGGCAUCCAGUGCUGAAGGAGGACACAGGUUCACCCUUGGAACCCCUAAUCUUGUAGGAAAAAAUUGUGGCAUUGUGGGUGUGGAAUGACUCCCCAUUUGUCAUCGUCCAACCCCCUGCAAUGCAGGAACCAUGACAGAUAGCUUAUUCAACCUCUACUUAAAAACUUCUAAUGGAGGAGAAGCCACAACGUCCCGAGGGAGUCCGUUCUCCUGUCAGAAAUGCUCUUCCUGAUAUUUAUUCGGAAUCUCCUUUCUUAGAGUUUGAAUCCAUUGGUUUGAGGGUGAGACUGUGAAGAUGGAAGCCCUCCAACUGGGAGGAAGGCAGCAUAUGGCCCUGUUGUAGGACACGGCUGUUGUGUCCUGGCAAAGGAUGCAGCCUGAUUCUGUUUUGAAAGAAACAUACUCUGCCUCUGUUUUUUCAGCUUCUUGUUAUGCUUCAGGCAGAAUUUAGUAGAAGCUUUUCCUGAUAGAAUUACAUUUCUAGGCACUGCUGGUAACCCAGGAACUCUUAGUUUAUGGACACCUGCUUCUUAAGAAACUUGGUGCUUCAUUGACCUACUCCUUGGUAGAGCUUAAAGCCCUCUAGGCCAGUAGCCUUCAGUGUUUUCAGUCAAGGGAUCCACCUUUAACUGAAACAUGCAUUUGGGGACUCCUCUUUUUAAAAUCAUAUAUUUGUAUGGUUUCUCCUCUUCCAUAGCUGUAGCCCUGCCAGGAGAUAGUUUCUGCGUACAGAAAGAGGCUAUAUCCCAAUCACUUACAGAAUUCCUGUUGUGAAUGUACUUUUCAUUGUGACAAUAGGUGUUGUUCCUCCUUCUGCCCCAACUCACCUUUUUCCUCCAGCAGCUGGUGGGAAAGUCAUGAUCCAAACAGGAAAACAAGAAGCAACAUGAGAAAUAAUUAUUUUUGCGAGGCUCAACCUUCCCUAGCCUUUUAACGUUGGCUGUCCUUUAUAAAAAACACUUACUGGGUUUCCCAUUUGACUCUGUCCCUCCUUGUUUGUCUUCCUUAGCUGUAUACUAAGUGUUGGUUUUACUAUAUGCGCAUUUCUUUAUUGUGUUUCUAAAAUUUAGAGUCUAAGUCUUGGAGAAUAAAAUAGGAACCUCCCCUCCAAAGUUUAAGGAGCCUCAUCUUCUCAUGUUUGAGAAUAUGUUAUCAGAGAGGCUGUAUUUUUGUCAUCUGUUUUGGACAGGCAGUAUGGUGUAGUGGAUAAUGCGGGGUGAAGAACCUCCAGAUUUUGGACUCCAGUUCCCCUCAUCCCUGAUUAUUGGUUAUGCUGUCAGAGGUUGAUGAGAGUUGGAGUCAAGCAACAUCUGGAGGACCAUAGAGUCUCCACCCCUUGGAUAGAGUACUGGACUGGGACCAAGGAAAACAGGUGCAAUCCUUGUUCUGCCACGAGGCUCAUUCUGGCUUUUUAGAUACUGUCCCCUGAAAUAUUCAGUGAUAACAUGUGGUGGGAUAUUCUGGAGUGGAUGGGAGGCUUAUCUCCCAGCUGAAUUGACAUCGCAUGUUUGUUAAAAGGAUAAAAUAUGGAGGGUUGAAGGGGGAGAACCAUGUCUGUCAAUGUGAAUUCCUUGGAAGAAAGGCGGAAUUUAAACAGUGAUACAUUGAUUAAAGAAAGCCAUCAUAAGUUGUUGUUUUUUUAACAAUGCAAACUCUGAACCUGUUUUGUUUAAGGUUGAAAGGGGAGAAAGAACCACCAACAGCUCAGCUAGGAAAUUCUUGGAUUUUAUUACUGUGCCCUGAUGGUUGCAGUGUAACGGUAUUGAGCGCCCGCAUUCUCUGGAGCUCGGAGAAUUGGAAUCUCAGGGCACCUGUUUCAGAAAUGUUUCUACAGUGGAAUUGUUCGGCAGUUUCCAUGGCAAUAAACUUGCCUCGUGGAACGGGUACAAUGGCACUCCACAUUUAGAUCAGCCGCUUUCGGCACUGCUUUUCAAAACCUUAAACUUCAUUUUGGUCAAACCACCCUAAGGAUUGUAAGAGCCUGUGCUUGUCACAGUGCAGACUGACUCGCGGUCUCACAGGCCACGGCGGUGCCCUGUUAAGGACACGGAUGCCCUUAAAGGAAAAAAGAAUGCUCCAGGCCUUCCGUCUGCGUACCUGGUUUCUUUGACAGAUCAAUAAGCCUUCAGUGCUGCUUACACAAGAUUAAUAGCACAUGUUGUAAAGGUACAAAGCUCAAUAGCUUUAUUUCCUGCAGACCUAGGCACUUACAAAGGGAGCGUAAAAGUGAUUGAUAGCGAUGCAGCUUGGAGAAUGUAAAAAUGUCUUGCCGCUGUCAUGUUGCAAUGUUAGAUAGCUUGCAAGUGGGGACUUGCAAAAAACUUCUGGGCAGGGGCGAGGCAAAGAGGAGAUGCUUUCCCCCUUUUAGCUAUUCCUCCCACCACCCAUGUGCGCUUCGUGCCUCUGUGGGGACCACCACUGCAGCUCAUUGGCUGGCGCUGUGAUGCAUACGGCUCAAGGUUCGGCUGCAUGGAGAAAGCCUUGGUUGUCUCACUGCACAAGCCGGGAAGCGUCAUCCUUGAACAACGGGGCUGCGGUGGGGUCCCUAGGCAUGGAGCCAGUUCUGGGACAGCUGCUUGAACGUAAGAAGAUCCCUGAUGAAUCAACCCAGUGGCCCAUCUAGUUCAGCAUCCUGCGCUCACAGUGGCCAACCAAAUGCCUGUGGGAAUCUCACAAACAGGACCUGAAUGCCACAUCACUCCCCCCUCCUGGGGUUUCCAGCCACUGAUAUUCAGAAGCAUGACUGCCUCCAAAAAGUGGAGGUCAAACUAGUGAAGCUAGUAGCCAUUGAUAGUCUUACUUUCCAGGGAUUUAUUUAAUCCUCUUUUCAAGCCAUCCAAGUUGGUGGACUGCCUCUUGUGGGAGUUAAUUCCUGUUGAUCUAUGCACUGUGCGGAGACGUGCUUUCUUUUGUCCUAAAUCUUCCAACCUUCAUGAGUUACAGCGUUAGGAGAGAGGGAGCAAAACUCAUUUCUUCAUGACAUGCGUACAGUACUGUUAACUUCCAGGAUCAUGUUGCCUCCCGAUUUGAUUCAAGUAUGUUCACACAUAGACCUUUAUGCCAGGGCUGGUGAUCCUGUGGCUUGUCAGAUGAUCUUGGACCCCCAUGUUCCAUCAUUCUCAGCGAGCAUAACCAGUGGUGACGAUGGACAUUGUAGUCAACAACAUCUAGAGGGCCGCAGGGUUCCUACUGCUGCUUUAUGCAGACAUCUACUUGGGUGGGGGGAGGUUAUUGCCUUUGUUUGUUACAAUGGUAUGCAUUUUUGUGGUUUUUAUCUUGUAAAUCGCCCUGCGAUGCUCGGAUGAAGGGUGUUGUAGAAAUUCCAUAAACAAUAAAUAAAUAAUCCGAGUGAAAAUGGUGGGUUGGAGCCUCCUGCUGCCAUCCUUCUCACUAGACAAGUUCACUAUUCCCAGUUUGUCAUGUAACAGGAUCAAUUUGUGUUGCCCCUAAUGUUUUUUAGGGGGCUAGAUGGCUCUGCCAAAUUAAUUCCAAGCAAAAGGUUCCAGUUUAAGUUGAAAGUUGUAAUUUAGCCGAUUUAAAACGCAUGCCACCAGUGCAGGGGCUGGGGCGAUUAAUAAGAAAUCGUAUGAACCUCAUAGGAGAGUUCUAGGGAUUCGAGAUUGGGAGAACACUCUGGCAGGCAUCCAUCACCUCUGACUCUCAGGCUACAGGGGCUGUUUUCUUCACGUUGAGCUGAACUCUGUUUCCAGUAUUUGCUAGCUGUGUGCGCAGUGUUAGAAACUCAGAUACAUAAACUAGGCGCCAAAUGGCUUGUUAAACCAAGAUUGCAGUUGCCAAAACAGAAUGCCUAGCUGCCAUUUUGGGGUCAGAUGGCUUGAAAGUCAUAUUUUUCAAUAUGACUUUUUGGUUCCUGAAAUUCAUUCUGAUCGUGCAGAUAAAAUAUAAUGGAUAGAAUUCUACAGUAUUUGUUGCUAGUGUGUGAAAACAGCCAGGAUCCAAAGAUCAGCAGGCAUGCAUCUCCGGUGGAGACUUCAGGUGCCAUCCUGGCGCCUGGGCAUCUUCACUUGGUUGCAAGUGGCCAAUAGCCAGGCACAAAAUGCUUAACAUUGAGAGACUACUUCAGUGAUUGGUGGCCAUGACUGGGAAAGUGACAUCGUUUCUAUGGGAAUGCACAAGCACAUCCUAUGACAGCGUUGCAUACCAAUUGCCUGUUUCAUUUAACAGGGUAUUUGAGCAGAAGGUUAAUCCUCAUCAAAAAAAUACCGUAUUUUUCGCUCCAUAGGACGCACUUUUUCCCCUCCAAAAAUGAAGGGGAAAUGUGUGUGCGUCCUAUGGAGCGAAUGCAGGCUUUCGCUGAAGCCUGGAGAGCGAGAGGCAUCGGUGCGCACCGACCCUCUCGCUCUCCAGGCUUCAGGAAGCUAUCCGCAAGCCUUGCAAGCCCGGUGGGAGUUCCCGCGGGCUCACAAGGCUUGCAGGCAGCAGCCUGCAGCCCGGCGAGUGUCCGCAAGCCUUGCGCGCCCGGCAGGAGGUCCCCCCUAGCCCGCGAGGCUUGGGGCAGCAGCCUGUCGCCCGAAGCACGGGGAGCCCUCCGGCGGGCUCCCCGUGCUUGGGCGAGUGUCUGCAAGCCUUGCGCGCCCGGCAGGAGGUCCCGCCCAGCGCGCAAGGCUUGGGGCUGCAGCUAGUCGCCGAAGCACGGGGAGCCCUCCGGAGGGCUCCCCGUGCUCGGGCGAGUGUCUGCAAGCCUUGCGCGCCCGGCGGGAGGUCCCGCCCAGCGCGCAAGGCUUGGGGCUGCAGCAUGUCGCCCGAGCACGGGAGCCCUCCGGAGGGCUCCCGUGCUUCGGGCGAGUGUCUGCAAGCCUUGCGCGCCCGGCGGGAGGUCCCGCCCAGCGCGCAAGGCUUGGGGCUGCAGCUGUCGCCCGAGCACGGGGAGCCCUCCGGAGGGCUCCCCGUGCUCGGGCGAGUGUCUGCAAGCCUUGCGCGCCCGGCAGGAGGUCCCGCCCAGCGCGCAAGGCUUGGGGCUGCAGCUUGUCGCCCGAGCACGGGAGCCCUCCGGAGGGCUCCCGUGCUUCGGGCGAGUGUCUGCAAGCCUUGCGCGCCCGGCAGGAGGUCCCGCCCAGCGCGCAAGGCUUGGGGCUGCAGCUUGUCGCCCGAAGCACGGGGAGCCCUCCGGAGGGCUCCCGUGCUCGGGCGAGUGUCUGCAAGCCUUGCGCGCCCGGCGGGAGGUCCCGCCCAGCGCGCAAGGCUUGGGGCUGCAGCUUGUCGCCCGAAGCACGGGAGCCCUCCGGAGGGCUCCCGUGCUUCGGGCGAGUGUCUGCAAGCCUUGCGCGCCCGGCGGGAGGUCCCGCCCAGCGCGCAAGGCUUGGGGCUGCAGCUUGUCGCCCAAAGCACGGGGAGCCCUCCGGAGGGCUCCCCGUGCUUCGGGCGAGUGUCUGCAAGCCUCGCGCGCGAUGCUUGGGGCGGUAGCCUGCAGCCCAAAGCACGCGAGGCUUGGGGCGGCAGCCGCGGGGGGGGGAUUUUUUUUAUUCAUUCCCCCAAAAACGAGGUGCGUCCUAUGGACCGGUGCGUCCUAUAGAACGAAAAAUACGGUACUUAAUGAAACCUGCUCUUCUGCUUGGCAAUUAGUUCAGCUUGAGCAGAAUAUGUGACUCUUGAGUUGGCUUUCCAGAAAAGAAAAUCUGCUCUCGCUAUGAUUACCUUUGCUAGAUUCCUUGACCCUCGUGAGGACUGAUCUCCAUGUAGUUGACAUGUUAUGUUUCUGUGUUGCUUUUCCAUUAGAGCAAGUCCAUUUCCUAACCCUAUAGUUAAGGUAAAAAUUAAAUUUCAAAUCCUCUACUUUAUUCUUGUUUUGAGCAAGUAUGCAGGACAAAGUACAUGGGAUGUCUUAACGUCUCUUUGAUUCAUAUCUCCUGGACCUGCUCUUAUUCUUCUUAAUUUUAUUAGUAUAUUUAGAUUGUCUGGACGUGGUGUCAAACUUUGGGCAGUGGAAUGCUUCAAUUAUUCAUGUUUGGCUCUGUCCCCUGUCUUUCUUGGGAAACUACCUGCUAGUUGAACCGAAUGAUCUGUUCUAAAUGAGGCUCUUGGAAUCUGUAUUUUCAGGUAGUGCUGAAGAUCAUCAAGCAUUACCAGGAAGAAGGCCAGGGCAAUGAAGUGGUCCAGGGUGUGCUGCUGGGGCUAGUGGUGGAAGACAGGCUCGAAAUCACCAACUGCUUUCCGUUCCCCCAGCAUACAGAGGAUGACGCCGACUUUGAUGAAGGUAACAAUUCACAAUAAUCAUGUUUAAAGUCUCGCUCUGGGGCUAUCAUGCCUGCUGAAAACACUGUAAAUUGGAGACCAUAUGGGAGAAGGAACCUACCACUAAUAUGUUCUGUUAGGUAGGUUCUCCUUGGGUAAAUAAGUGUCUUUAGUACAGGGGUAGCCAAUGUGGUGGCCGUCAAAGUGGAGCUGGGACUCCAACUCCCAUAAGGCCCAGCCUGCACGACCAGUGGUCUGGAAUGAUGGGAGCUGUAGUCCCGCAGCAUCGGGAGAACACCCCAUUGGCUGCCCCUGCUCUGUUUGAGAGGUAUAUGUAAUGUAAGGCAGGGACAGGUAGAAAACCACACCAAGGUCCUCUGGUGUAUCGCUGGUCCAUUCUGUUGUGCUGCCUGCUGGUUAUUGGGCCACUUGAAAAGCAUGUUGGAUUGGGUGAAGCUUGGUCCAGAAGGAAUUCUUUUGUUUUUAGCAGGGUUGGGGGGGGCAGGAAGAGGGAGCAAGCAUCAAAGAAAUGGCAACAAGAAGAAGGCAAUCUCCAGCUCUUCUGGUAAUGCACUGUUUAUUUAGCCCAAUGCAUUUUGGAGAAGUCUCCUUCAUCAGAAGCUGUAUGAACAGUUCAGUUGUUUCUUCUUCAUUAAAUUGGUAUAUUACCCCUGAAAGGUAGAUUUCAGGGCGGUUCACAACAUAAAACAACAACAACAUAAAAUUACAAUAUAUAUAAAAAAGUAAUAAAAAUAAGAACAAAAACAAACCAAUAACACAACACAUUUAAAAGGGCACCUGAUGUCUAUCAGCCAAAGCCCUGGUUGAAGAGAUGUAUAACGAAGGCACCAGCUGGACCUUCCUGGGGAGAGCAUUCCACAAACAGGGAGCCACUGCAGAAAAGGCCUGCUCUGAUGUUGCUUCCCUCCAGACCUCUCAAAGGGAAGGCACAUGAAGAAGGGCCUCAGAGGAUGAUCUCAGUUUCUUAGCUCCAACAAUAUCUAUAUCCGUAUGGUAGUAUUGCCAUGAGAUCAGAGUUGUCUGUGGAAACACAACAAGAACAUUUGUUAAUCGUUGGAUGAACAAAUCUGGAGGAGCCCUCCAGAUGUUGGAUACCCUAGGUGGACAAGUGGUGGGCAGAGCCAGAAGUGUUCUGCUUCAGUUUCUACCAUAACCACCUCAGUUUAGAAGCCAUGAAUUCACAAGAUGGCUUUAGGUAAGUCUCAACCUUAGUUGCUGCCCCGACCUAUGGGGCUAAUACUGUUCUACUUUACUUAACUGCUAUAAUUGUUAUUGAAAUAAAGAAGGUAUGGUGUGUUAUAAAUACUAUUAUUCCUUAUAAAUUUUGUACAUUUUGAGCUUUGAAGUGCCAAACGAUAAAUAUAGGUGGCAUUUACAAAGAAAAUUCAUAUUGCUGUUCUAAAGAUCUGGUUAACUUUGCUUAUACCUGUUAAUUUAAAAAAAGCUAGCAUUUUAUAUCUUGUUCCUAAAUCAGAAAGCAUUUGCGUCUUUCUUAGUAUCUCUGUGGACCAUUGUUCUUCUUUGCUAAAAAUUAUUGUUACUCCAACACAAUCAGUUUCCCUACUGUGUUGUGUCUUGUAUCUAAAUUUAUCUCCUGGGCUCUGAUAAAUUCUUAACUCAAGGUUUUCUAGCAUAAGCUGAGAAAAUCACAUACAUAAAAACUGUAAAAAUUAGGGGUGGGUAUCUUGUUUGACACCGAGAAAUACAUUCCAAAUGUGCCAUUGCCUAUUAAAAUAUGCCUCUGCAGUCAAGAGGAUUUGUGACUUCUCAAAAAAAUGAAAGCUGCAUGCUUUCAGAUUCUGUCUUGGCCUUGAAGGCCCUAGAAAAGUAUCAGCAGGGUAACCAAUCCCAUUUCAGCCGGGUAGGCAUGCACCGCAGUACAAUGGUACCUCGGGUUACAGACGCUUCAGGUUACAGACUCCGCUAACCCAGAAAUAUUACCUCGGGUUAAGAACUUUGCUUCAGGAUGAGAACAGAAAUCGUGUGGCAGCAGCGGGAGGCCCCAUUAGCUAAAGUGGUGCUUCAGGUUAAGAACAGUUUCAGGUUAAGAAUGGACCUCCGGAAUGAAUUAAGUACUUAACCCGAGGUACCACUGUACUGUAAUUCAGCCCUGGGUUCCUAAUGUGCAGCUUUAUGUAAAAUCUAAGCAUCUCCUAUUCAGAUUUCAGCUCCGUGCAGAUACUUUGGAUUGCUCUUUCUUCCUAUUGGCAAAUGGUUAAGAAUAAGAUAGAUGAUGACGAUCCCUAAAAUCGCUAGGGGCAAACAUUGCAAGUCAAGCGGCCUGCCCCCAGGCUUGCAGGCUCAGGGUAGAAAUGGGGCAUGUUUGGGGGGAAAGCAGAGCAAAAUGAAGCGGCCAGAUGUGUCUCAGGGAGGCACUUCAGUGUAAUAAUAACAUUCAGUGUCAGGUGGAGGAGCAAUUGUAAUGUAGGAAGGACUCUGCUAGGGAGAAGGGAUUUGGGAGAGAGGAGUACAGAGGGCAAUCUUAGGUGCAAGCAGAAGGUUGUACCUGCCUUAGAGCAAAUAUUGUGAGGAGCAGCAUAUGGGGGAUGGGGAAGGGAGGGUAGAUUGGAAUGAUUGAGAAGUUUGAAAGGAAGGACUAAGGCUGGUAGCCAAUGCACAUGCUCCAUUAGCAUAAAGAUUUCUGCAUACUCAACAUAACUCCCUCCACUUUUAAAUAAAAUAAAUAAAUAAACCUUUAUUGUCACUACACCACCUGUGUGCAGUGAAAUUAAACGAGCCCCCCUGCCAUACACUCAGUUUUGUUCGCACUCUGUGUGCCUGUCGGAAGUCAAUUGCGCCACUAUUUUUUCCCCAUUUUCUACACACAUGUGCUGCGCCUUCCCCAAAUCUGCUCUGAAGGGCUUGGAGAAAUCUGGGAGGACAGAUUUUGGAGGCUUGUGGGAAGAGGAAGGAGAGGGGAAGUUCCACUGCACAGCCAAAAAUCCUUGUGCUGUUGGAAUGAUUUCUCUGAAUAGCACCCAAGUAGCUUAACCUUCUUGAACUCUCUGCCUAGGCAGUCGCCUUGGUUGUACUGUUUACAAGGCCUGCUAAAAACUUCUCUCUUUAGGCAAGCCUACCUGCCACAUGUAUAUAACUGUUGGUUUUAUCUUUAUUUUGAUAAUUUUGUUUUUGUCUACUUGUUUCCAAAGCCCAUUGAUUUUACUGGCACUCUCCUAGGAGUGUUAUGUAUCAUUUUUGUAAACCACUUGGGUUUUGUUUUAUUAAGCAGAAUCUGAAUCUCGGUAGUGUAUUUAUUUAUAUAAGCUGAGAAGAGAGGAAGACAGUGAAGAGAACUUGUAGCACCUGGCAGUAUCUGUGUGCAUGCUCACACUUGGAGAAGACAAACUCCCUUGGCAAUGGGGAAGGGGGGGUAUCUGCAUGUGAGGCAGAAAAUAGAAAUGCUUUGAGGCAGAAAGCAUUAGCAAAGCUCCAGCUGUACACUGGGGGGUGGCAAAUCUGUGUUCCAUCCUCCCGGUUGAUGUUGCUGUAUUCCAACUCCCAUCAGCACCGGCCAGCAUGCUCAGUGAUCAGGGAUGAUGGAGCCACAGCAUUUGUUGACUCCGGGCUCUCGGUUCCUGCUGUAUGCACUUAUCACUUUCGAUCCUGGCACUUACGAAAGUAGCCCGAGCAACUUCAGAAUGCUUGGAAAAAUCAAAGCAAACCUUCCAUACGUUUAUAGUAAAAUUGUUCACGUGGCAAAAGUCUGCAUGUUCACAUUGAGCCACUAUUUCUUUUUAAUUAUGGUUUGAUGUGAGUGUGCAAACCGUCCCGUUUCAAUCUUAACAGUGCAAUCUGAAUUGUUAAGGUUGCAUCAGACAUGUAAGUGGAACAUGUUUCUAGACCACAGAGCCAUACCCUUCAUUUUGGGGCAUGAAAUAACACUUCAGGUACAGAACUAAAUCAAAAAUUUCAUACAGAAGCAGAUCUAUAGGCCUUACCAUGUAGAGAUAGAGGUUGAAAAAGAGAAAUGGGUACUUAAAAAGGGGGGGGUUACUGGGGGGAGAGGAGGUCAUGGCUCCACUUUUUGAAUCCAGAAAUGUCUGUAGGCAAGCUUUGCUGGUUUUUAAAUUCUCCCCAUAUCCCGAGGACUGCUAACUUGCCUGAUGGGAAGUGGGCAGAGAUGAAUGUGAAGGAUGCUGAAGUCCUCAGGAGCACAAAUGCUUAUGAGGUGCUAACUUUGUAAUGCAGUUCUGUGUCUGUUCUGUUCACACUGCCUUUUAGAGCUCUUGAGCAGCGAGUCUUUUAUAUAAACUGAGAUUAGACUUUGCAAGAAAAACCCUUCUACUCCAUUUGAUGGUGAUCUUAGGAACUGUACUGUUAAAACUAUCAUCUCUGAGAAAUGAAUCAUCUAUUCAGAUGAAUCAUCUCCUCCGACACUGCUCUCCCAAGACCCCAAACCCACAUUGGCCUGAUUAUUAAGUGAGCACUUGUCUCUCCAAAACUGUAGAAAACUCCUACAAGGAACUAGAUUUAAAGCUUUUGUAACUGUAAAACAGGGGUAGCAGCCAGUGUGCGGUACCCGGAUUUGGUCGGGCUGCAACUCUACCAUCCCUGACCCUUGGCUAACUCUGGAUGGAGUCCAGCAGCAGCUUACGGAGAGGGAUAGCCCAUGUUGUCUAUUCCUAUGUUAAAAGCACACUGCACUCAAUGCAGGACAGUGAACACUUAGGUUGCGAACGUGAUCCAUGUGGGAUGCAUAUUCGCAACCCGCAGCGGCGCGUCUGCGCAUGCACGGGUUGCGAUUUGGCGCUUCUGUGCAUGCACAAAGUGCGAUUUAGCGCUUCUGCGCAUGCGUGACCCCCGAAACCCGGUACUUCCGGGUUUUGGCGGGUCGGUAACCCGAAAAAACGCAACCUGAAGCGUCUGUAACCCGGGGUAUGACUGUAAAGGCCACCACUCAAUGGUGUGGUGUUGUCCUCUUUAUCCUGCAGUCUUAAAUUAACACUGUGCUGGCGAUUGUGGCUUGUACCUGUAAAUAGCUGCUCUCAGAUUGGAAAGGUUAAGUGUAGUAGUCUAUAAGGAAGGCAGUGGUUUCUCAGGUACUUGGGGCCUGUUUCUUAGUGAUGUCUGUCCAUUCUUGGUGUGGCUCUGUGGUUUGGAAGACAGCCUGCUGCACAUGCAUGGCCAAUACAGUGGUACCUCAGGUUACAGACUCCGCUAAGCCAGAAAAAGUGCCUCGGGUUAAGAACUUUGCUUCAGGAUGAGAACAGAAAUUGUGUGGCGGCAGCGGGAGGCCCCAUUAGCUAAAGUGGUACCUCAGGUUAAGAACAGUUUCAGGUUAAGAACGGACCUCCAGAACGAAUUAAGUUCUUAACCCAAGGUACCACUGUACUAGGCUACCCCAUGGAGGCUUUCGUUGUGGUUUUCCAAAUAACCAGAUGCCAAACAGGUAUUCUUCAGCUUUUCAUCUGCUGAUUGUGAACCCUUUGGGGUAUAAGGAGUCAACUCUCACUGUGAACUUGCCAAAGAGAGCGGGAAUGAGAUUUAUCAGCUCUGUGAAUUUCCUCAGACAGAGCAGACAAUAAAUCUAGAACAAACAAUAUAAUUCUUCAUUUAAACUUUUAUCUUUUAUGUUGUUAACGGAAAGGCUUUUCUGUGGGGCUUCAAAAGCAUAUUACUUUGAAUUAUUUUCUCACAUGCCUCCAUUGGGAUCUUUUCCCCUCAAGAUGAAGGCUCAUCUGCUACAAUUCCUUUUACUUGACAAGCUACAAAAUAAAUCUAUUUCGGGCAAUUAAGCAAGGCUGUUAUAAGAACUGAAAGGAAAAUUGAGACAAGGUGGGGUUGUUUUUUUUAAAAUGGGCUGUUUAUUAAAAGCCCCAUUAGGGGGCACUGUUACCCAGCUUAAAACCAGUCGCGUCUCAUUUGUGUAUGCUGGCUGUGUUAGGAGUGAGGCUCGCAAACGGGUGCCGGCAGAGCGGGGCGGGAAAAGGAGAGCUAUUUUCAUUUGCUAAGGUUCGACUACUGUUUUAUACAACCAGGUUCUGUAAGCAUGAUACACAGCGCAUUGAUUUAAAUAUCUGUCCUAUAAAUUUGCUGGCUGUCCUUUCAGGCAAACUCUGCUAGCUUAGAAAGCGCAGGUGGUUAAGGUAAUCUCUGCAAACCAGUGUGCAUUUAUCUCAGAACUCUGUGUAAAACCCAACACAGUUUUUCCACUCUGCGCUAAUAAACCCCUUUAGGGACAGACCAUGGGUUCAUCAGACGCCACCUGUUCCUCCGCAAAUGAAUAACCACUGUAAUUUCCAUCUUGCUUCAGUCUCAAGAUCUUACCUUAGCAUUACCUUACCUUACAGUUGUACUGUAUCAUCGCAAGCUGAACGAAACCUAGUGGUGGGGAAGGGCUGUAGGGUUGGUGGUUUAGUGCGCCUGGCUGCUAACCAGAAGGUUAGCGGCUCAAGCCCACCCAGGGAUGGUGGUGGGCAGGAUUCCUGCACUUCAGGAGGCUGGACUAGAUGACCCUUGGGAUCCCUUCCAAUGCUGACGAUUCUGUCAGAGGAUAGUAGAAACACAGGACUCUGCCUUUUACUGUAUGAAAUCAUCGGCAGUGUUCAAAAUUAGCCAGGCACAUUUUGCAACUGAUGUGGGUCCAAUGCUGACCCUGUGCCACAUUGGCGACUAACAUCUCCAUCUGCCUGGCCCCUCCAGCUUUCUUAAGCAGGUAAGUAGGAGAGCUUAUUUAUUGCAUUCACCGUAUUUUUCACUAUAUAAGACGCAAUUUUCCCCUCCUAAAAAGUAAGGGGAAAUGUGUGUGCGUCUUAUAGAGCGAAUGCAGGCGGGAGGCUCUGCUCAGUGCUCCCUUUAAAGAGCCGCACACACGCUCCACGAGCUCUUUAAAGGAAGUGUGGCUCUUGGGGGAGCCUUCCGCUGCCCUCAAGAGGCUUUGCGGGGCUAUCCCGUAAGCCAGGACAGCAAGCGGGAUGGCUGCGCAGUGAUCCGGCUUGCUGUCCUGGCUUCUGCCUUAGCCGCGUGCAGCCUCUCCCAGGCAGGGGGAUGAAGGCUUCCCCUUCCCAGGAGUGGCUGCGCGUGGCUAUCCCAUAAGCCAGGACAGCAAGAGGCUAUCCCAGAAGCCAGAUCCCUCUUGCUGUUCUGGCUUCUGGGAUUCAGAAUAUUUUUUUUCUUGUUUUCCUCCUCCAAAAACUAGGUGCGUCUUAUGGUCUGGUGCGUCUUAUAGAGCGAAAAAUACAGUAUAUCCCACCUUUUUCUCCUGGGAGUACAGGGUUUACCUCUCUCCUCAGUUAAUCCUCACAACGACCCUGUGAGGUAGGUUAAGAGGCUCUGAGUGUCCCAAGGUCACCCACUGAACAUCCUGAGUGGGGAUUUGAACCCUGAUCUCCCAGGUCCCAGUCGGACACUCUAAGCACUACACCACACUGGCUUCCUAGAGUACUUCUAUGGGACAGGUCUAUGAAUUAAGUAGGUAAAUGAAUAUGGGUAAAGAAAAAUGUCACUUAGAGAAGGAUCUGAAAUAUUUUCCUUGAAGCUUGAAUUUGAUUUAUUUUGGAUUGUUUUAUUUGAUGUUUCAAAUUUUUUCUUUAAAAUAUAAAGAGCUACAGAAAUGAAAUUAAUAAUAAUAAUAAUAAUAAUAAUAAUAAUAAUAAUAAAUCUCAUUGGAGGAAAAAAGGUGCCUAGACAUUCCGUUUUGGUGACCAUAGCCUAGGUUAAGGGUGCCAUUUGGUGAUUAGCUUAUAUAUCUGAGUUUCUAACCCUGAACAUUGGUCCUUCUAGCUCAGAACUGUCUACAGUCUGUACUGACUGGGAGCAGCUCUUGAGGUUUUUCAGCCUUGCCUGGAGAUGCCAGGGAUUAAAGCUGGGGCCAUUUUUCAUGCACUCUUCCACUGACCUGUGACCAUUUCAAACUUGGUGUUGCAAGGUACACAUUAACUGCAACUGAGAGCAGCAGCCCAACCUAUUCUUAGUAGCAUUUGCUUUUAAAAAGCGUGAAGUCAUCACACUCCGCUUUCCCUGUCCCUUACUGGCUGCUGCUUGUGGAGGCUUGGAAAUUCUGAGCAUGGUGAUAUCACAGCAGGCAUUGGCUUUCAUAGGCGUUACUAGGGAGGAGCCAAUAUCCUUUUCAUAACACCUCUUUUGGAUCUUAAGUGACGUCCAUAUUAUUAUUAUUUUUCCUUUGAUAAGUAGCCUAUUUCAGAUAAUGCAUUAUAAUGCUGCUUUUGCAUUUCAUCUAUAACUGGCUGUGUAGCAUUCAUAAGAAUGUAAGAAUAAUAGAAUCUUAGAAUUAUAGCAUUGGAAGGGACGCUGAGGUUCAUCUAGCCCAGCCCCCCUGCAAAGCAGGAAUAUGCAGCUAUCCCAUGUGGGGACUGAACCAGCAACCUUGGUGUGAUCAGCACCACACUCUAACCCAGGCUUCCUCAACCUCGGCCCUCCAGAUGUUUUUGGCCUACAACUCCCAUGAUCCUUAGCUAACAGGACCAGUGGUCAGGGGUGCUGGAAAUUGUAGUCUCAAAACUUCUGGAGGGCCCAGGCUGAGGAAGCCUGCUCUAACCAGCUGAGCUAUCCAGGCAGCAUUAGGUCAGAGACCCCUCUAGUCCACCCAGAUGUCCAUAGGAGGUCCACAAGCAACCCCAGUGCUGAUGCCUUCAUCUUGUCUGUGGUUCCCAGCAGCUGCUGUUCAAAGGCAUACUGCCUCCAAAAGUGCUCAAAUCCUACUCGCAUUAUAGAAAAUAGAGUUACGGGCCUUUUGCAGAUUACCAGGUGAUUCUCUUUCCGGACGUUAACUAGACGUGUGUUAGGCUUUACUGCAGAAUCCUAGCACCAGAAUAACAUUAACGUCAUCCUUUAAUGUUUAAUCUCCACUAUUCUUCCUUAGGUUCCAUAAACCGCUCGCUGGUAUUUUUAGACGGCUCGCGGAACUUGUCUGAGCGAGCAUCAGAUUUUCCUUUCUCAGCCCGUCCUCAUUUUACAAAAUUUCAGUCUGUAUUGUGCAGGAAUAUGUGAUGGGUGCUUAAAGCAUUGCCAUAAGGAUGUGAACAGGAAUAUUGCUAAGACAUUUAAAAUGAAGAAUAAAAAGCAUGUAGCCAUUUUCACAUGAUGCGGAAGAAAUGCCAUUUGGCAGCUGGCAUAUGAUUUCGUAACGCAGAGACCAGCGAAUGCCAACCUGGUCCCUUCAGACGUUGAACUGCGAUUCCUGUCACCCUCGACUAAUUGCUGUGCUGUCUGGGGCUAAUACAGACUGUGGGGCCACAGCCCUAGUGUGCAACUAGGCUGGCGGACCCUUGCAGUUGUGUGUGCUUUGAAUGACAGCAAAGGCAGUUCCCUGUGGGGGGGCACACAUAAGCCAUUAAAGGUAAAGGGACCCCUGACCAUUAGGUCCAGUUGUGGCCGACUCUGGGGUUGCAGCGCUCAUCUUGCUUUAUUGGCCGAAGGAGCCGGCGUACAGCUUCCGGGUCAUGUGGCCAGCAUGACUAAGCCGCUUCUGGUGAACCAGAGCAGCACACGGAAACGCCGUUUACCUUCCCGCCGGAGCGGUACCUAUUUAUCUACUUGCACUUUGACUUGCUUUCGAACUGCUAGGUUGGCAGGAGCAGGGACCAAGCAAUGCGAGUUCACCCCAUCGUGGGGAUUCGAACCGCCAACCUUCUGAUUGGCAAGUCUUAGGCUCUGUGGUUUAACCCACAGCGCCAGCCACGUCCCCACAUAAGCCAUUAGGUGUGCUUAAAAUAAUUCCCUGUAUUGUGGUUGUCACCUGCCAGUUGAGUCUUCCUUUGUGCAAGUGGCAAGGGAGAGAGGAUGGAAGAUGACACAAAAUGGCCGGAUUGGGAGCCUGUUUUGAAAGGGGUACACCAUCCUUAGCAUUUGUUUUAGGCAUAAAGGACCAUGCCCUUGCCUUGUCUAUUAAAAGGAGAGAAGCUGAAAAUGGUCAACCCUCUGGAAGAAUUAUCCACUCACUCUGCCUCUCAGAGUGUUGGUAUCUUUCAUUUGAUUCCAUUGCAGUAUAUGCAUGUUCUCAUCAAAUUAACAGCCUGCAGGUCUUGCCUCUGUAGCAUGCUUGUCUCAACUAAGUUAAAUUCCUUCCCAUUAGUCAUAAUUAUAUGACAUACAAGCCUGCGGUGUACUCUAUGAAUUUUUGUUUGCAUUUUAUAGCUUACAAGACAAACAGCUGUUUAAGAACCUUUUCUUUUUAAUUAGAAAAAAAGUUUUUCCUGUGGUCUAAAACGCUAACACAAAACUUCAUCACCUUUCUGUGGCUGUGCUUCUAUGGGGAAAAAUGUUCUAUUAAUCUUCUAAAUUAUUUUUAAAACCCCACAUUUUUCCUAAAUUGAUAGAAUGAAUCUCUGGAGAAAAAGCAUAGGAAAUGGUGCAGGUGUGUAACUAGAGAUAAUCAAUAUAUAUGUAAUAUUAAUAUUUUUCGGUCCUGUGUGGGCAUCUGCUGCGUAUGGCAAUAUUUUGAAAAUGUUAACUUAUUAUGGCUUAUUGGCUUACGGUUGAACGUUCCUGGUAAGAAAUGUGUUGAAUGUUCCAUUUGUAGGUUAUUCUGAUAAGUUGUGGAAAGACCUUGGCACCGUUUAACUGAAAUUUAAAAUAUAUAAACCCUUUUAGUCUCCAGCAGCUGAGAUAACUUAAAGUUGAAAUAUGAGGGUUGAAACUAAAAUAUGACGUAUCAAGAGUAAUAUUAAUGGCUUUUCUCUUGCAUCCGUUCAUACUUGAGCUGUGAAUAUGUUAAAAGGAAAGGAUUGUACAUUUUUAUAUGGUUGUAUUUAUUUAAAAGUUAGGAACAUUAAAAUAUCACUUUCAUAGUAAAACAAAGUGUAAGUGUAUUCUGAUAUUUAAUACAUGGCUGCAUAAGGUAAGGCUUUUUUAUUUAAAAAAAUGUACUUGGUUUUUCAAACUUAAAAUAUUUUACAGGGUUGAGAUUUAUGAAGUGUCCAGCUGUUAGGUUGAUCUAAAAUACUUUCAGAUUUGGCAUUGCUAACAUUCAGUUAGAAUGCCAAAGCUGAAAUUCAAAAAUUCUUUUUUCCCCAGAAACCAUAAGGUGUGGGUGUUAGAAUUUAAUGAUAACCUUUCUAGAGCAAAUUUGAGAUCAGAGAAACAGGGCGCAUACAAGUGAAUUUCAGAAUUGUCAGUUGAAGGACAUAUAAUUUCAGUUUAUACUAGUUUUAAUAUGAAACAAUACAUUCUGUAAGGAUCAGCUGGAUUUUGCAUAAAUCAAACUGUUGUCUUAGUUUUCUCCCCCUUUUUUGUUGUUGAAAAAGCUCCCCUCCCCAGCAGUUGCUUUUGAGUAAAAUAUAAAUAUAUAUUUUAUUUACCUUUAUAUAUUUGGGAUGUCUGGCAGUUUUAUAUAUGAAGAAAUUAAAGCUGACUUACGAACAUGCUUUUCCUUAUUCUUUCAUGCACCACACUUCGCAGGCUGUCUCUUAAAAUAUAUUUUUCAGGUUUUUAUGAAUAUUUUGUUUGUGAUUUAUGUACACCCCCAACUCUAGCUUCAACACCUUUGUCCCGCCCCCCCUCCUUUCGCACCUUUGGAAUCCACUUCCACUUGAGAUUUAAUUACUCAAAUGAAUUAACUGAGAACUUCCAUUAUGUCAAUAUUGCAAACCCUGACCAAAGAUGAAACGUGUGAAUUAAAUUCAGGGGGGAAAAGCCAAGGUUCUUUGAGCUCACUUUUUUAAAAAAUGCCUAUGUCCAUUGACACAUCCAUCUUCAAGGCUACUUCUGAAGAGACCAGGGUUCUUAUAGACUUUAAUAAUAACAAGACCUUUGUUAUGAGAAGCAAUAAGAAUGCUUCAAUAAGUGUCGGAACCUUUGUGGCAAGUGGAGCAUAAUGAACUUGGUCUCUGCAAAAGUAAAGUAAAAUAAAAGCUGAGGAUAUAUCAGGAGUAAAUAUUUAUGGCAUGGUUAACCAAUUAGAGGUAGAAGGAAAUGUGAUUAAUCCACUUAGAAAGGGGGAAAACAGUGGGAUAGAGAGAAAAUUAAUUAAAGUGCAAAUAUCAUUUGGGAAACGUUGAAGCUUUGCUUCAAAAGACUCGAGUUUUAGCGCAACUAGCUUUUCUGAACAUUUUUUUAGGGAGGGACAGGGACAAGGGAAUUCAUUGCUCUUUAUCUUUUUUAAUAAAAUAAAAUGGCCAAAGGUAAUUUUCUUUCUUGCCAAACCAGAUUAUACCUUCAUUUUAGUAUAUCCAUGGAGCUGUAAUAUUGCAGAAUAUUAGCCCUCGUUCAGCUACAGUUCUGUGCAGCAGAUUGAGAUUGGGACUUGUUUAGAAACUCUUCCCUCGGCUAGACUUGCUUAAUUCGCUACGAUACAGAGACCUUGUGCCUUUUAAUAGUUGUGAAGAAUGAGAAGCCUCUGCACAAAACUUUGUACUGCUCCAUCUAACACUCACUGUGAUAAGUCAGUCAUUACAAUUUAAAGCGAGAGCAACAAACAAAUAUAACUGAUGUAAGCGAAUGACACAGUAGUUGAGGGUAUUCUGAAAAUGCGCACAAUCAGAUUAUGGAGAACAGGUAAAUGCCAGUAUUUAAUCUAGUUAAUAGGAUGUUGGAGGCGAAUCAAACACCAGCAAAUGCUAUCUGCCUGGAUCAUGCAAAAUUGUUAGCACAACCGUUAACCUGGCAACUUGCCGAUAAAGGUUCAGAUGUCCACUAAUAGCUUUCAGCACAUAAUUUUGGAUGUUAUCAAAUUAAAUUAAACAAGUCACUCACUUUGCCCAGAUACAGUAACAUGUGCACAUGUUGUAAUUAUAUUAUUAUUGAUAAAUAUGAAAACAGGCUGUGAUCCAGUACUUGGGGAAUGGUGGUAGGAAGACGUAACUCUUGAGUACCAGAAUCAAAUUUGUGGUUACAACUACCUAAUGCAGGCUGAUUUUUGUUAGCUAAAGACAGGGAAUUUCCCCCCCUGUAGUAUGUGUCACCACCAUCCUUUGUUUCUAUACGUUUACCAUACUUUUCAACUUCUAGGGCUGUAGUACUAACCCCAAUUGCCUGCAAGUAAGCUUCAUAGGACAUUUAGGAGUAAACAGGAUUGUGCUGUAAACCUCUGUAAGAACCAUAGGGUAUAAUUUGCUUCGGCUAAGUCAAGGGGUAAUGGCAAUCGACACCUUUUCCCAUUUUUGGCUACCAUGCAUCCCAGGGAGUAAAGUUUAGAGAUAAUAGAAAUAAAAGGUGGGUGAUGAAGGCGUGUCUGACAACACCACAAUUUUGAAGCUUUAGUUACUACAUCUCUUGUACUCGAAGAAAAAAAAAUACUGGAGGGUAUGACUUAGACUACUACAUGUUGACCACACCACCAGUGAAACUACACCCCAAAGUUAGGAGAGCCUCAUCUGCUGCCUGUGAUGCCGUGUAAAAACCUGCACAUAGAAUCCUUUAGAAUCAUAGGAUUGGAAAGGGACCACAAGGAUCAUAAUCCACCCCCUGCAAUGCAGGAAUCUUUUGCCCAACAUGGGACUCGAACCCACAACCCUGAGAUUAAGAGUGUCAUGCUCUACUGGCAGAGAAAGUGGAGACUCUUGAGUUGCAGGUAGGAAUCCUGUAGUAUAGGAUAUUUAGCCCCAGAAGCACGAGUUCAGUCCUUAGUUUCUGAAACUGAAUUCAGGACACUUCCUUUACAGUUUCUUAUCCUGCGAGGGUUUGCUGUUUAGGGUAACUUCACCUUCUCUUUAGUAGGUGCACUUUAGUAGGUAGGUUAACAAGAAAGCCCCUGGGUCACAUUAAAAAGUGAAAGAAUUGAAAAAUCUGUUUUGGAGGUAUAUUAAAAGAAUGUUUAGUUUAAUUCCUUAAACUGCAAUAGUACUUGGAACAUGACCCAAUCUGUGAUGUGCAGCUUGAAAAUAGUAUAUCAGAAGUGAUAUAUUCAAUCCCACCCACCCACUCCGGUUUUGGGAAUUGAUAGUAAAACUUCAGAGUCUAUAGAGAAGUUUGAGAUUUUAGUAAGGUUUUUGUCGUUUUCAAAAGCCUGCCGCGUACAGACGCUUGCAUCCCUACAAGAAAGAAAAAGAAAACCCAGUGCUGUUUGCGACUUUCAUUUGAAGUCCUCAGCGUUCAGUUGUAGGAUGGAUUUAACAUUUAUUAGUGUUUAUGGCCAUUCAAGCUGAGACUAUUACGUUGUGGAACCCAAACUCACCACAAAGGGUUUGGGUCUCCUGACUCUGUUGCCAGCUGUUCCCGACACCACAAUUAUUAUUAUUAUUAUUAUUUUACAGCAGAAGGUGUCAAAGUAUGGAACACAGUUGUGUAAACGUGCUUGGGAUGUCCAACACGAGCACUUUGGUGAAUUUAUGAAUGCUUUGCAAUUCUUAGAAUAGCUGUCCUGUUUUCUUAAAACAAAAUAAAGCAACAGAAAAAAGCCCUUCUGUGAAUAAACUGAUUGUAAAGAAAAUUGCAUUGAUACAGGAGAGGGCAGUGUGUUGCCUCUGAGAUGCUUAUGUGUAGCUUGAAAAGAUGCCUGUGGCUCUCAAAAGGAUUCUCUCGCAGAAAGUUAGGCUCAAUGUGACCAGUUUAGUUUGAUGUGCUGUGAAGAGUGUUAAAACUACCCGAAACACUUCAUCGUUUGUGGAGAAUGAGAUAUUCAGCACAAGUUUCCUAUCAGAAAAAUGGGCAUAAUAGUGUCUGGAAUUGGGGGCUAUUGUGUAGAAAGUGCCUUGGACCAAGUCAAUGUUAUAAAUUAGGAAGGACCGAUUUUUAGGGUUAAAGCACAGCAGUAAGAACAGAAUAAAAAUAGCCACUUAAAGUCAUGUCUUCUCUAAACUAAUUUAUUGCAAAUUUUGUAGAGUCAAAUCAUCUGUAUGUUAGCAAGUGUCUUUUGUGGGUUUGCCAGCAGAAGUACAGUGGUGCCCCGCAAGACGAAUGCCUCGCAAGACGGAAAACCCGCUAGACGAAAGGGUUUUCCGUUUUUGAGUUGCUUCGCAGGACGAAUUUCCCUAUGGGCUUGCUUCGCAAGACGAAAAUGUCUUGCAAGUCUUGAGAUUUUUUUUCCGCUUCCCCCCCCCUUUAUCUAAUCUGCUAAGCCUUUAAUAGCCUUUAAUAGCCUUUUAGCAGCUAAUCCGCUAAGCCUUUAAUAGCCGCUAAACCGCUAAUAGCGCUAAUCCGUUAAGCCGCUAAUAGGGUUGCUUCGCAAGACGAAAAAACCGCUAGACGAAGACACUCGCAGAACGGAUUAAUUUCGUCUUGCGAGGCACCACUGUAGUUUCUCAUUCAAGGCAGGUAGGUAUCUUAGCCAUACUAGGAAACUAUAUUGAGGUUUAGCAUCAGAUCAGUGUGUUGUUUACCUUGCCAGUGUUGUCUUAACUCAAAUAUGGAAAUAAGGUCUGUAAUCUUAUUUUAUGCCUUAUUUCUGAAUUUAGCACAAACUGUAGGUGAAAUUGCAUAUCUUAUUACGUUAACCAGAAUAGCCUGGAGUUCUUUAUCUUAAGGAGCUGGAUUUUAUUUUAUUUUUUUAAAAAGAGCCCCAUGCUACUGAUUGAGUAUCACGCAUGAAAACUAAUAUUAAAGUGUUUCCGAACACACAGAGUCGUGCAAUAUUGUUUCCAGUAGGUGGUGAAGUGAGAGAUGCUGAAAUAGAACGGAACAAUUGUUGGGAGCCAAGUAAGGAAUCUGGUGUAAGUAAUCUGUUUGGACACUGGGUGCCACUCCUGAAACACUUGCAGCCAGUUUAAAGAGCACCUUUAUAUAGAUAUAAAAUAUUUUUUUUAAAAAAAAGUUGUAACAAGAAACAGCCUUGAAAAUGGAAGUCUUGUUAUUUGGGAGGCUUUGAAAACGGUUCAUCCUUGGGAGUAGCACGUUGCGUUGCUGGGGGGGGGGGUUAAAACACAACACCACAAAAUCCCAGAAGGGAUAAACUGAAUCGGUCAACCUGGCACUGCUUGGCAGUCUUUUCUUUGGCUUUUCACUUUGUCUCUGCACUUUAUCUUACUGCAUGUACAUUGCCAGCACUGUGUGUGGAGCUGUUCAGACUUAUAAAGAGGUCCCCCCUUUUUUUUUUGUUUCAAAGCAGCAUUGCUUGGGGAAUUAGGAAGCUCUGCUAAGAUGGUGAAGAAGGUAAGUUCUGCAUGGGCAGGGAAAAAAUACCUUCAGGAGAAUAGCUUACAGGGGGUGUUGGCAGUUAUGGUUGUACCCCCGGAGCCUUGGAUCCCAGUAGCCUCUCACCAGAAAUACUGCAUCCAGGAUUACCGUAUUUUUCGCUCUAUUGGACGCAGUUUUUCCUCUCCAAAAAUUGAGAGGAAAUGUGUGUGCGUCCUAUAGAGCGAAUGCAGGCUUGUGCCAUAGCCGCACGCAACCCCUCCGGCAAGGAGAGGCUGCACGGGGCUAUGGCGUCUUUAGCCCCACGCAGCCUCUCCCGGCAAGGAGAGGCUGCACGGGGCUAAAGGGGAAGGCAAAACAGCGAGCGGGAUCCAUCCCGCUUGCUGCCUUGCCUUCUUCCAUAGCUGCGCACAACCCCUCUGGCAGGGAGAGGUUGUGUGCAGCCUGUACGCUGCUCUUUGGGGCUGUGGGGGAAAAAUAUUUUUUUCCUUGAUUUCCCCCCCUAAAAACUGGGUGCGCCCUAUGGUCCGGUGCGCCCUAUGGUGCGAAAAAUACGGUACUUGCGCAGAACAGAAAUAAAUGAUUAAGGCAUUUGAGCUGGCCCUCCCUAGGUUUCUGCCUGCUGCAGAACUCUUUCCCUCGUUGGAGGAAGCACCAAGGGGCCAUUUCAAUAUUCUCUGAUCGUAAGGAGCUUGCAUAGUCAGCAGUAACAGGAUCGCAACUCUAGUUUGCUCCAAAGCUCCUCGCUUUCAUCACUGCAAAUUAUAGAACCCAGAACCUGGACUAUGUGUGCUACUGGGCUUUAGACAUGCUGAUCUCAUGCCAGUCCACAUGGCUUAAUAUGGGCUGGUGUUAUUAUUUGCUGAUGUUUCGAGAGUUAAUUUUAUUGUGUACUAUUAUAUUCUGAUAAAUUAUUGAAUGUUACUUUAUUUGAUGUAGUUCCAUUUUAAAGUUACGUUUUAUUAUGACUUUCUGUGUGGGAUCAGAUCAUGAUAAGGUGUGUGUUCUUCACUUAAUAUUUUGUCGGUGUAAAUGUCAUUGUGUUUAGAGUCAUACCUUGGAAGCUGAAUGCCUUGGCACUUGUACGUUUUGGCUCCCGAAUGCCGCAAACCCGGAAGUGAUUGUUCCGGUUUACAAACAUUCUUUUGGCAACGCUUACUAUUAUUUUAUUUUGAUAAGCAUGAAUGAAUAUACAAUUCACAUAAGUGACACAUUGUUAAUAACACAUUUUUAACAGAAAUUGAUAAUACAUGUUCCAUUUGGUUGUUUACAAUAAAAAUAUUGGUACCAUAGUUCAGUUUUCAAAGCACUCUACUCUUUAUUGUUAAACUUCUUAACAUAUUAUCUAUCUUUAACAUACACUUCAAGGUUUCAAAGCUCAUACAUUUCAGUUUCCACCAGAUGCAAAAAAAAUGGCACCCAGAUUUUUGGAGGUGCUUGCAAAUGGAGAAUCUUUAGGCGCAAACGGUGCCUGGCGCCCUGCUAAUUUCGAACCCAGCUCAAAUGGCAAACUCAAUGGAGUGACAGAUUUGAAAAUAACAGGCCACCUUUAUCUGGAAUUUAUAGAACAUUUCCUGCAACAAAGUUAGCAUUUUUAUGUGGGUUGGUGGGGUGGGGCAGGGGCGGGGCAGAAAAACACAUCAACCCACACAGAACUUCGGCAGAUUUGAGUCAUCUGGAACCUCCCAAAGAACCUUGUUUAGCCUUGUGUUAAUAGUGAAUAAAGCAAAUUCACAGUGGUUUCUGUGGUUUUGCCAGCAGUGGCAAAAGGUCUGAACUUCUAAAAUAGAUUCCCCCCCCCCUUAAGUUUUUCCUGGACAAAGCUGAUUUAUCAGAGAGCUCCAGAAAACACAUGUAGGAUUAUAACUGGAGGAAUUAAUACCAGAAACCUCCUUCUGCUGACACCAGGCAAUCUAUUAAACAGAGCAAUUGGAGUAAUGAGUACCAUGUUUGAUAAGCCCAAGCCACCUGGGUUUUAUUAGGCUGCCUUCUACUUUGAUCACAAUAUUAUUUCAAGACUUGUCUGUGUUAAACGGCUACAAUUCCUUUUGUGAUUUAGACCUCAGGUUGAUAUAACUCAACUGAGGCUUGUGAAAGGGAAGGUGUCACGCUAAGCCCAGUGUACAUUCUGAGGAGGUGCAAGUUCAGACACGGGCGCUGACCCCAGAACAAAGGGGAAACUUGUUAGCACAUGAAAACUUUUGCACCGGCUUUGGCUGUGGAUUUGAGGUUGGAAAGGUGUGGCGUUUCUAGGCCGAAGCUCCACUCUCAGUAGAGGCUGCUUGUGUGUGGCAGACAUCGCUUUGCUAGGUUGAGGGUCCGCUUCUUGCAAGCCCUUAGCUGUUUGUCUUCUGGCCCAUUGCUGCUUUGAUUUAGAACGACUUUUAUUGCACAGAAGCCGCUUCUAGGGAAUGGGUGGCAUCUAAUCAGAAAAAUCCCAGAAGCUUCUAUCUACAUGAUUGUGUGUGUGUGUGUGUGUGUGUGUGUGUGUGUGUUUGUCCAAAGGGGUAUUUAGUAGGAUAGGACCUCAUAGGGCUAUUCAUCAGAACACCCCUCCAGGCCUAUAGUCAAUGCAUAGGAACCUAGGGAACUGACUUGCAUUGAAUCAGACGAUUGGUCAAUCUAUCUCAGUACUAUUAACACUGACUGGCAGCAGCUGUCCAAGAUUUCAGACUGGGAUCUCUCCCAGCCUUACCCGGAGGUACCAGGGAUUGAUUCUGGGACCCUCUGCAUGCAAAGUAGAUUCCUUACCACUUAGCUACGGUCUUUCCCCAACGCAUGGUAAGUGAAACAAGGGUGCACUUCCUAGUUCCAUGCUGCUCCCAAUAGCUGCGCAUUGGGCAGAACAUCCGAAGCUGGAGAUACAUGGAUAUUGGAGGCGAAGCUGUUGGGUGCAGUCCUUCUUUCCCAUGCGUGCAUGGAAGGAGCUCUUAGAAAUAGCCCUAGGGCCCGCCAUGGCUCCUUGCCCUUCCACAUGACUAGCAGGGGGAAAAGAGAGUAGGAAUGUGCAGAUUUCACUUGGUUUGAAUAAACUCACAGUUUCUCUUGGUACAGGAUUGUGAUGCCCUCAGACCAUUCUGUUAAGGAAUUCUAUUAAGGAAUUAUUUAUGUUGAUUUUUUGACCACAGUACAUGAGACAAAACGUGGCUGGUUUUAUGAUGUUUUUUUAAAAAAUGCAGGGGGAAAAGUAAUUUCCUAAUUCUGUGAAAAAGAUUUGCCCAUCAUAUGUGUUUGGGCAUUCCAUUUUUGUGGAUCUGUGUUCCUGCUAAUGGCUCUACUAUCUUCAGUGGGGGUGACGGAAUGGGGGGGGCAUUUGUAAUGGAGAAAGUAUGACGAAUCUAUGUUAAUCACAAUGCAGUUAAGAUAUUGGAACAGUUCAAUCUGAAUAUCAACUACCUCUCUAAAAUCCCCAAGUCUUUUUAAAAAUGUGUUGCCUUCAGUAUACAUGCCAGCCUUUCCCUUUGGGUUUAUCCUUAUAGGAAGAGAUGAGCGGAAGAGAGAAUCUGCAAUUAAUAGAUGGAGCCUGCCAAAAUCCGGUGUUGACCUUCAGCUUGCUAAACUGUAGGAGUUGGAGAGGAGGGAAAUGAACGGAACUUUCCCUCUAGAUCCUGCAGACUUGACAAGACUGAUAAUUGGUGUUAAUCGUUCCAUUUGGCCAUUGCUGCAUCCUCCCAGGAGAAUGUUCUCCUUGUUUCUUAAUAAGCAACGAUGCAGAUCAGGCCGCCAAGCAUAACCAUCAAGUUGCAUAUUCAAGCGGCUCUAAUUUUGCACACACUUUCAGUGUGAGGCUGCCCUGCCCUGCUCUCGUUAUCUCCUCAUCCACCUUCUCUCUUAAUAAGGAUGCAAGCUGUGUUUUAAAUGCAACUGCUUCUUAAAGGAAGGACUUCUUAAAGGAGAUACAAAGCUCACCUUUCAUUAAUGGAGCCUUAACCCUGGAAUAAGUAGUUCAGGCAUUGGGUCAGGAAGGAAGAAUUGCAAGCCAAAGGUGAACUGAUCCUUAGAUGGCCAAAAGGUCCUGCCCCUUUUCAGGGAAAUAACCAAGGAAUACAAAACUACAUACAUUGUCCUCCCCAAACCUAAUUUCUUACAUCUGUUUUGCUUAUAGCAGUUACUCAUAAAAGUUCUGUGAGUGUAUUCUCAGUUUUCACUAAUAUGAUGUAGAGCAGGUGCCCUCCAAAGUGGUGUUGGACUACAACUCCCAUAAUCUCUGACCAUUGGCCAUUGUGGUGGGGGCUGAUGGGAGUUGGAGUCCGGCAAAAUCUGCAGGACACCAUGUUGGCAACCACAGAUGUAUAACAGUGCAGUGUACAAGCUAUGAUUUAAAAAAUCACAAAAGUAGAGCAAUCCGUUAUGCAAUUGAGCUGGGCUUUUGAGGCCUUUGGAAAUGUGCUGCAACUUUGGAGGCAAAUUCCCACCUCUCUCAAAGCACAGGGGUGGGAGGGAAGGCAGGGGGGUGUUCCUGACCCCACAGCCCAUUUUAGAUGUGUGAGGUCGAGAAGAAGGCCCCUAUUCUUGCAUAGGGACAAGGUCUUGGUAAUUAUCUAUUUUCAGUUGUCCGUCAAGGCCAGCCAGAACUUGUUGACCCUUAUUUUCGCGAUAAUGGGCAAAUCCUCUUCUGCGAGGAUUUCCAUUUGCAAAGUGGCACGCAGGUCCUUUUCGGACUGUGUUUGAUUUGCAUUCAUUUUUCAUUAUUAAAAUGGUACUGAUGCAUCUCAUUUUGAGUGCUCAGUUAAUUUGUCACAGAAGAUAACUGACUCGGCUAGCCAUAAAAUUUGUUUUAUUGCCGAUACAUUUAAACACUUCUGAUUAACUUUUAUUGGGGUCAUUUUAUUAAAUUUAAUGCCUCCAAAUACCAUUCUGAAUAGAGAAUUAGCUGUUUUUGAUUUCCACAAGCAUAUUAAAUGCCUAUCUAGGGGGAUGAUCCUGGUGAUCUGUGUGUUUGAAAUCGCAUGUAGGAGUUGCACGAGGGGGAGACUGUAGUUUGCUACUUAAAUAAAAGUACUGUGUUGAAAGGAAACUUGGGUAAAGGGAUAAUGAGGACCUUUUGGACUGUGUGAUGGGAUAUACUCAUAAAAAUGGAAAAUUGAGACAUUAUUACUGCAAAUUGCAGCCAGUGGUAGCUGGGGUUAUGUGCUGGUGUAUGUGCAUCAGAGAAGCUCAAAUUCUGCCCAGAGAGAGAAGUGUAGCAGCACUGAUAAGCCAUUUAGCUUAGAGGACAAUGAUGUACUUAAGAAAUCAGGAAACGGUACUUAACUAAGAACAUAAGAAGAGUUUGCUAGAUUAGGCCAGUGGCCCAUCUAGUCCAGCAUCCUGUUCUCACAGUGGUUGUCCAGUUGCCCAUGAGAAACCUUGCGAGCAGAACCUGAGUGCAAGAGCGCUCUCUGCACCCGAGAUUCUCAGUAACAUGUAUUCAGAGGCAUUCAACCUACAAAAGUGGUGGCAGAACUUAGUCACUGAUAGCCUAGCUCAGGGUAGCCCAACGUUUCAUACCACACAUGGUCCUCGUGUUGGGUGUUGUGAGAAAUAAACCUCUAGGGACAUUGGCAAGGCUUCUUUUCAGCUGAGUCCAUAAGCACCUUCCCACUGCUUCUGGAACACUGUUUGCAUGGCAUGAUCCAGAGUUUUUGCUUUGCGAUGAUGAUCUUUUGGCAGUUCUCAAACAGACAUACAGUGGUACCUCGGUUUUCAAAUGUCUCCAUUGACAAACAUUUUGGCUUUCGAACGCCACAAACCCGGAAGUAAAUGCUUUGGUUUUUGAACACGCCUUGGAAGUUGAACAUGCCAUGCAGCUUCCGCCGAAUGCAAGAUCCUGAGCCCUAGCUGUCAGCUAUUGAGUUUUCAGUUUUUGAACGUUUCAGAACUUGAACAGUCUUCCGGAACAGAUUACGUUUGAAAACCGAGGUACCACUGUAUGUGGUCUUGCACUUGGGAGACCCCUGCUAUUCUCCUACACCCCCUUCCUCACAAAAGCUUCUUCUGAAAACUCAGGCACCUUCCAGAACAUUAUUUUACACCGCACAAAUAACCAUAGACGGCUUGUCCACCUCCCCACGGGUGCUUCAGACAUAAGCCUCCUUUGGAUUCCAGCCACAUGCCUGAUGUAAAAUGAAAUACGAUUAUAUUUACCUCCAAUGCAUUAUGCCUCCAAAAUUCAGAAGUAAUUCUAAACUUUUGGGCACACAGGGAAUGGGUGUUGAACUGGGAUAAAUAAUGAGCAGCGGAGGAAGAUGUAUAGUGGCUGCCUUGGAAAGCACACAAGGAGCAAAACGGGAUACCUGAAGCCCUGCUGUUCUUGUUCUGGUUUGAGCCUUCACCAGUUGUUGCCUUGCUAGGAAAUCAAGGUGCAGAAAGCUCUGCAAGAUACCAUAUGUUGCUUUUUCUUGCAAACCUUGAUUGUCUCGGGGUAGCAGCUAUUGUUAAGUUUUGUGCAUUCAACGAAGUGUGUGCUCACACGCACACACACAAAGUUAGAACACUUGUCCGUAGCUCAGAAAGUUUGGAAUGAUAAUUUUGAAGGUCAAGCUAUACUCUGCUCCUGUUUUGAGAAGUCGGACGAGCUCAGGAGCAGUAAAUCCAAAACACUGUUCUCUCCUCAUAGAAGGCUUUUAACUACAAAGAGAAAUCUCUAAAAAGGGGGGUGUAUGUGUUUCACAUGGUACUGGACUGGAGAUGAACUUUUCUUUAGUCCCAAAUAAUUCAAUAUGCAUAGAUUUUAAUGACUGCAUUUUUAUGCUCUUGUCUGGGAAUUUAUUAACUUAGAAUAACUCUUUCUGCACAAUUGCUAAUGUCAAUUAGCAUUCCUGCUUCACCCAUAACGAUUCCUUGAAAUGAAUAAUUGAAAUAUCUCCCCUCCCCUUGGGGGGAUAUAGGGUUCUUCAUGCUAAUGUUUCAGUAGUUUGGGGGCAGUUUGCCGCAAUAAUUUAGGAAUGUUCGUCAGCAUUAGCAUCUAGUAAAUCUCUUUAUUUUAGGGUUGGUUAGAAGGGCUUGUUGUUUGAGGGUGUUCAUGUCUGUGGGAAGGAGGCCUGAGUUUGAGGUAAUGGCCCUGCAAUUUGGAUUCUAUCCCCAGGUGGUUAGUGUGUGGCUUUUGUAGGAAUGUGCGCAGAAGCUCAGCUGUGUGGUUGAUACAGGAGACCUACAGGUGGAAACGAAGGUAACUAGUAAUAAAUCAGGAGAACCAGAUGGCAUUGAUCCAAGUUAAUAAGGAACAAAAGAAAUAAAAGCAGCUGAAUUGCUAACAAUGUGUAAUUUAUUACUGAGAGCGCCACUGUGCCAGAGCCUUGAAAAAUGGUAGCUUGUAUUGUAAUCUCUUGAGAAGAAAUGUGCUAAGAAAAAUAGGCUGGUAGCCCUUAAUUUGACUUGAGGGAAAACACAGAUAAUUUCACAAAACCGAAAUAUGUUCCCUAUAUAGGCGAGUGUGAGAAAUAUUUUUAAAAGACCCCAUUUGAGGUUUUAAGAGAUUUGCAAACUACAGGGCAUUCUGGAACGAGACCGGAUCCAACGAAACAGGUUUACAGUUUGGUUGGAUUACCAGCAAGUGGAUUAGGGAACCAUUGAGGGUACUUUCUUGCAACUUAGAAUUUAUGUCUUUCUCAGUGUAGUGCUAAAGAAGCAGAAUGGAUCGGUAACGUUAAAAAGCAAAGCAAAUCUUUGAAACAGAUGUCUUAUAAAGCCAAUAUACCCAUCACCCCUCUAGGAACAAUACAAACCAAGAAACGGCACUUGUACAGUGUUCUUCAUGUCUUGCUAAAAGGAAUUUAACUCCCAUGCACCUUUCCUCUUGGUUGCCGAUAUUCAUGGCGUUUCUAAACUACCAACAUUCCAUUUACCCAGGCAGUCCUCAGGAUCGCUCACUGGGGAUUCCCAGCACUUUCGCUAAACUACUAAUCCCAGAAUCAUCUGGGAGGAAAGCCACAACAAAGGUUAUCUAUAAUUAAUUUCUUUUAUUAUUAAACUUAUCACCCGCCAUUCACCAGCAUGUCCCAAGGUGGAUUGCAGCAAUUUACAAUUCGAUAUUAAAAAGAAUUAAAACAAAUUAUCACGGGGGUGGGUGGGUGAAUAAUUUCAAAAGGGAGAAUGAGAUCCAAUGUGGCAUGUGCAGGGGGGUUUCUCACUCCUUUCCUUCCCCCCUGCAGCCCCCUGGACACCCUCUAUAUCUGCUCUGGUGAGUUGGGGGCAAUGUUACAAACUCGUAUAUAAGCUAGGUGCCAAAUGGCACCUUAAACCAAGGUUACGGUCAUCAUAGCAGAAUGUCUGUUCUCCAGGGGGUUGGUCUAGUUGACCCUCAGGGUCCCUUCCAGCUCUACAGUUCUACCAUUCUUUGAUCUCAGCUGCAUUGCUUGACUGUAGCUUGCUCUUACAACAAUUCAGUAGUCCCAGUAUGCGAGAAGGAAAAAACCACACACAGUGGAAAUGGAAAUGGAGUGAAAUACGGACUAAGGCAGAGGUUUUUUAAACUGUGGUCUGUGAGUUCUAUUUGAGAGUCCUAUGGAAAGGCUGCAGCACAAUCAAAUACAGUGGUACCUCGGGUUAUAAACGCUUUGGGUUACAAACACUUCGGGUUACAAACUCUGCUAACCGGAAGUAGUACCUCGGGUUGCAAACUUUGCCCCAGGAUGAGAACAGAAAUCGCGCGCUGACGGCGCAGCGGCAGCGGGAGGCCCCAUUAGCGAAAGCACGCCUCAGGUUAAGAACAGUUUCGGGUUAAGAACUGGCCUCCGGAACGAAUUAAGUUCGUAACCCGAGGUACCACUGUAUAUCCAAUCUCAGCCCUGCACUUGCUUUUCUUGAUGUGAUGAUGGAGCAUUAAGAUGCCCAGCAAGGGGUCUGUGGUUCGCGUGGCAGCGCAGAAGCACAAGACGUGCGUUCCUUUCCUGCGUGUGAGUCACUUGGCUCAGUGGAGAGAUGUCAGUCGCCAGCCUGGCACCCAGUCAUCUCCACGUAGUUGCAGUCGAACCUGCGCCAGUAGCAAAAUGCUCCUGUCGCCUGGGGAAUUUGAAACACUGGUUGGGGGACCCUCUGGAGUUGAUUUUGUAGGGGACCAGAAGGGGGUGGGGAGAAGAGAAACCGGAAAUCCUGUUCAGUUGGGUUCCCACUGGGCAAACAGGAAAGAUUGGAUGUUGGCUUUUUAAUUUCAUUUGUGCCUUUAGGUGGGAAUGCCUCACAUGUGCAUUGUCGAGUAAACUGUAGCAUCACAGAUCACUGAGGGGUUGUUUGCAUGCUUCCCAACUUGGAUUGGGGUGGUGGGCUUGUGACUUUUUCACCCACACAUAUAUAUAGUUAGGGCUGAGCUCACCGGUGUUCACGCUGCCCAGCCCCUUUGAACCUGCUGUUUACUUUUGGGUAGAAAGAGGUUGGUUGGAAUCGUGCACAUCAGUCGCCCAGGUCAUACAUGUGUGUGUGUGUGUGUGUGUGUGUGUGUAGGCAGCAUGCAAUCCUAAGGUGCAAGGGAGACUUGACAGAGUCAUUUAGGAACAUGUAAGUAAAGCUUUGUACUUACAUUUUAGAACAGAUUACUCGAAGGACCACUUGUCUCAGUAUGCACCUACUCAAGCAUUAAGAUGUUCCAUGCAGGGAAGAAGAAGAAGAGUUUGGAUUUGAUAUCCUGCUUUAUCACAACCCUAAGGAGUCUCGAAGCGGCUAAUAAUCUCCUUUCCCUUCCUUCCUACACAACACUCUGUGAGGUGAGUGAGGCUGAGAGACUUCAGAGAAGUGUGAUUAGCCCAAGGUCACUCAGCAGCUGCAUGUGGAAGAGCAGAGACGUGAACCCAGUUCACCAGAUUACGAGACUACCGCUCUUAACCACUACACCACACUGUGGGUGCUUCUACCAUCUGAGCUGAGCUUGUAUUCCAAAGAGAGGGCCUUCUCUUUGGUGGCCCCCAACUUGCUGAAGACUGUCCCCAGAAAGGUUUGCCUGGAGACUUUAUCUUGCGGCACUCGGAAAAGACCACCCCUCCCCUGCUAGUGUUUGUCUUUUUUUUAGAUACAGUCUUAGUCCUGUUCCUUUUGCCAACUAGUUGCCCUUUAUUUUGAGUACGUUUUGUUUGUAUUCUGCAUUUUCAUUGUAAAUGAAUUUAAUCGCAGUCCCCCUGGGAACAUGUUUGCAAGGUGGCACGAUGAUACCUGGUGCCAACAUGCGUGCAUGGGAGCUCCCUCUGCUUCCAUCUGCUAUUUUGCAUUGGCGGUGAAACUGAUGCUUCCUGGUGCGCCGCUGUUAGCAGUUGUCACUGCCAAAGAGAUACAAAUACAGAUGCUAAGUGGGUAGAGGAGCUGCGUUGCCAGAUUGGCAUUUCAAAGCUAAGGAAGGCUGUACCACUCUGCUCACUGGACCUGCGGUCUUUAAUGGACAGGUGUAUCAGUCAUGUUGAGUAACAGUGCAGACCUUUUUAAAAUGCAUACACGCUUCCUGAAAUAAGAACUGCUCGCAGGAAAAUUUGGGGCAGGCCCCACAGCAAAGUGUAACAGUUCCUAGGUUAAGCCUGUAACCCAUUCCAUUGAAUUGAGUGGGGCUUGCUUCUGAGUAUUACUUCAUUUAUGAAUCGUGUCCCAUGAGGAAUCCUGAUGCAAUUUGCACUACAGUGAAAGCAUACAACACCUUUAAAACAAUUGCAUCUAUAGGCCGUUCUUAAAAAAAAAAAGAUGUAUAAACACAGUUUAAUAUGAUAGCACAUGUAUAGCAUCAGUUCAACUCCAGCACAGCAGGGCUAGGGAACCUGUGACCUCUCUGGAUGAUGCCGAACUGCUGCUCCCCUCGUCCCCAAUGGUUGGCUUGGCUGGCUGAGGCUGAUGGUAGUUGUAGUCCAACAACAUCUGGAAGACCAAAGGUCCCCCAGCCUUGCAAUGCAGAUAACAACUGGGAUAAAUAUCUCGCAUUUAGUAAUCACGCAAUUGGCUAUAAACACUGAUUUUAACAAUCGUAAAACAAUAAAUUCACAGCUGCAACAACUCCACUAACAUUUAUUUCUUGCUUUCCUUCUGCUUUCAAUAGGCUAAUUUCCUACUCAUUUUCCAAUUAGCCUGUAUUCUUACAAGGCUACUCUCCUCCCACCCCCGUGCUCAAUACUGUCCAAGUGGCUGAGCAUGUGAGAAGAUGGAAUAUUUUAUAUCCUAUAUAUGUUUUUGAACUUCCUAUUGAUUUCCGCUCCAUCAGAGAAGUGAUCUUUCGCAGCUGUUUGAAAAUGCAAGUGUGCGUUGCCUUCUUCUGCAAAUCUUUGCUUGCUUUUUAAAAUAUAUACUGCAUUUUUCCGUGUAUUGGACACCCCCAUGUAUAUGACACCCCCUAUUUUGGGGGACUCCAAAUCAGGAAUAUAUACAUAUAUAUAUCCUUGUUGCACUACAGGGCCUUUUUUCAGCUGCAAGAUUCACAGCAGUUUGUUGCCUGUAACCACUUUCUUCAGUUUAUGGCAGGGAAUAUUAAAAAUUCAGCAAUGCAUUGUUAAUACUUAAGCAUUCUCUCAAAAGACCUUAUAAAACUUCCGUGAGGAAUAGCUUGGCUUAUUUUGUAUUGGCUUGGCAAUGCUGUCAAGUUCAGAACAUUAAGUGGUGGGUGGUUUGUUUUUGGGUUCCCUUUGUUUAGUUUAUGAAAGUUGGUGCCUUGGACCUAACAAUCUAAAUUUAAAAAUGUGGCUCUUAACUAUAUUCAAAAGAGCAUAUUAAGAAACAUUUGUUAAAUUGCUCGUCGACGUUACACAAAUCACCUUCCUCCUCUUUUAGUUAGUUUGAAUGUCUAAAAAACAAAAAAAACCUAAGAUGAAGGGCCCUGUUAAUAUAUUUCAUCUGAAGGGGGAAAUGGUUGCCUGUUCUAGUGAUGGGAGGGCACUUUAAAUCUGGGGUCGUCUUUUUAUUCUUCUUGUUCUUCAGAAUUAUGAACAAAUCUUACAGCUGUAGAGCAAAGAAAUUAAACAUAGUAGCAGCUGGGAACCCCGAGCUUAUGACAUGUUUUGCCAGAUGUUCGUUUUUCUUUAGGUAGCAUCCUAGUGUUAAAUUGUGUGUACAUGUGUGCGCGAGGGGUAAUGGCUGUUGUUUCUUAAACCCAUAAGAAAAUGCUGUUCACAGGCAUGGCAGUGCGAGGAAAUUUGGUUUUGCCCUGCUAAAAGCAAAAACUCCCUGCUGUCCUAAAAUUAGGUGCUGCUCGUAAAGAACAUUGGAAAUAAAAUUAGAUACUAAGUUAGAAAACUUCUUUUGCACUUGAGCAGUGAUAAUAUUAUGAAUAGCAGUUGCUCUCUUUUUUUGAAGUCUUUACUUAGAUGUCUCCAAUCUCCUCCUUGUGAUGUUGCAAAAGCUGCACAGUUUAAAACCCUGCUGUGCAAAUAUAGAUCCUGUAAAAGUUUUCUCUCCCUUUGUGUACUGUCAUGGUCAAAUUAAACGUGAUCCCUUUCUUUUUCAGCAGUUUCCCAGCCUCUUGAAAACCUCCCUUGCAGUGCUUUUUGAGACUUGCAGAAAGGAAGGCAUUUUCCCUCCCCACCACCUGUUUUUACACCUCAUAAGGGUUCGGGUCUGGCUUCUUGCCACAAAACUGGGGUGCUUUCUUGCAGGUCCUAUCACCCCUGAUCAUUGGCCAUGGUGGCUGAGCCUGAUUGGAAUUGGGAUCCAAGAUAUGGAGUCUCCACUCCAGUUUUAUUCCUGUAUAGUACAUGCCAUGGGACUGGAGGUGUUCUGGAAAGUAAGGGGGAAAAAUCUUAAUCUGUAUCUCGAACCGUAAUGCCAGUUUUCCAAUAGAGUUGCUCGCUUUGUUGUAUACCAAGGGUGGGGGGCCCUUUCAGCGCUGUGGACCAGAUCCUUAUUUAGGAUCAGUUUCACAGACCAAAGUUGGCAGGCCCACUCGCCCGUCAGUCACAUGGCACCACAUGAUUGAAGGGUGUGUUUUCCAGCCCACCUGUGCAAAUCCAUUGUCUGAAGUUCUAACUAGGGGACCAUACUGCAAGGGACAUUGUCAGCCCCAUGUUCUGUGCUUUAGCUGGCCCAAGUAUGACCAAUUCAACCAGCUAGCCCUGGGGAUUAUCUAAUGCUUAUUUCCCCUAAAUUGAUAUUUUUGAAUUUUAUUGUUAUUCAUGUUUUUAUACUGUAUUUUGUGCUGCUUUUACAAUUAGGUGUUUUGGAUUUGUUGUUGGCCACCCUGAGCCCAGAUUUUGAACUGGGAAGGGCGGGGUAUAAAUAAAAAAUUAUUAUUUAGAAAGCUGUAUGAUGCCAGAUAUAGGGCAGCUGGGUGUGGCUUGCCCAAAGUUGCUGGCAUGCAGGCCAGAGGUUCCUCAACCCUAAUUUAUACUAAAAUUGGAAUGAAACAGAGACCCUGUGCAAGCAUGACCUGCAAAUCUGUGAAGCACAUUUGGGAAAGCGCUUUAGCUCAGUGGCAGAAUAUGUGCUUUGUAUACACAGGAUUCUGCAUUAUACUGACUCAGACCAUUGGUCCAUCUAGUACUCAGUACUGGCUGCACUGACUGGCAGCAGCUCUCCAAGGUGAGAUGUUCCUAGCCCUAACUGAAGAUUCCAGAGAUUAAGCCCAGGGCUUCCUGCAUGUAAUCAGAUGCUGACCCACAGAGCUAUGGCACAGAUCCAGGUACAAUCCUUGCCAUCUCCAGGAAAGAACCUCUUUGGAGAUGCUGCAGAACUGCUACCAGUCCGGCUAGACAACACUAGGCUUGAUGGACCAGUGACCUGACUAGGUAUCAGGCAGCUUUCACUAUUCUUGUGACUUUGUACUUCUAAGAUAAGUUACGAUUUCGUUCUUCCCAAUUGUUGUAUUAGUAAAGAUGACACCAUUUUGGUGGUGAGCCGUCUCCUAAGCAUGAACGAGUUUCCUUCCUGUCGUGCUUCACCAUCUGUUGAAUAAAGUAGCAUUUGAACAAAAGCUAUAUUUGUAUUAGACUAGUGCAGUUCAAUUUUUUCCCCUGUGAACAGCCAUUACUUUACACAGAAUUUUAAGUGUCUGCAUUUCCUGCUAUUGUAAUGGCACAUUUAUAAAUUCUAGAUUCUUUCUGACAAAUCAUCUCUGAGACUGCUUAUAUGCAGACACAGAAAUGAGUUAUCCCAUAGAUCAAGCUAAGCCUUUCAAUUCAUUAUUGCGACACUUAAUCCUAGGUUUCUCUCCUUAGUCAGCUGAAGUCACAUAUGUGAGUUAUUAGUGUCAGGUUCUACAUUUAACGGAUGAGCAAGGUCACCAAUUUUCCCUGUUGUAUGUCAUUUUAGGCUUGAUUAAGAUGUUCUCUCAUCACCUUCUUUCCUGUCUUUGGCAUACAGCAGUCAACCCUCCAAGUUUGGGUGUAGAGGAAACUAUGGUUAUGUUUCUUUUUUAAAAAAACAAGCCAGGAUUUUAAGCCAUGAUGCAAAGUUGACUUGUUCAACCACAUAACCACAGUUUCCUGGUUUGUCUAUACAGUAAACUAUGGUUAGCAGAAACUUAUUGGAUUGCUUUCUGUCUAGCAAGUAGAGAGGGAGGGAGAGACAUUACAAGGCCAGCAUGGACACAAGUCUUGUGUAUUUCUCAUCUUAAGCUGAGAUAGCAUGUUGGAAUGUUUCUCCCCUGCCACGUUUAAAUCCCACCCUCUUCCAAGGAGGGCAACAUAUUUUGAAUAAGAUUUAUCCCCUGCUAUUCUCACAGUAACCCUUAAACAUGACUAAGGAGAGUCUCAUGAUUGAACAGGCAUUUGAACCCAGUUCUCCCAAGGUCCAGUGCUGCAGGCUAUGUACAUUACACCAUAAUGAUUUCUGUGUGGGUAACACAUCACCUUGCCUACAAAGGUCCGUAUAGUUAAAGCUAUGGUUUUCCCAGUAGCUGGACCAUAAAGAAGGCUGAUCGCCAAAGAAUUGAUGCUUUUGAAUUAUGGUGCUGGAGGAGACUCUGGAGAGUCCCAUGGACUGCAAGAAGAUCAAACCUAUCCAUUCUUAAGGAAAUCAUUCCUGAGUGCUCACUGGAAGGACAGAUCGUGAAGCUGAGGCUCCAGUACUUUGGCCACCUCAUGAGAAGAGAAGACUCCGUGGAAAAGUCCCUGAUGUUGGGAAAGAUUAAGGGCACAAGGAGAAGGGGAUGACAGAGGACGAGAUGGUUGGACAGUGUUCUUCUAACUACCAACAUGAGUUUGACCAAACUGCGGGAGACACUGGAAGACAGGAGUGCCUGGUGUGCUCUGGUCCAUGGGGUCACGAAGAGUCAGACACGAUUAAACAACGAACACCAACAAUUCAUGAUAUUGUGUAACAGUGAUGAUCUCGUUUUUACCUUGAGAGAAGGCAUGGUGUUCUUGUAGAUCUGUUACUGAAUGAGGCCUCAAGCCAUCAUCCUGUGCUGUUGAUAGCAUCCUUAAGUCAUUCAUUCUUAGAAGAUCACUGUGGUUAGCUAGUUGAGUCUAUAAUCCCAUGCAUGUGUUUCAUGCAAAUCAAUCUUUUUCAUAUUGGUCAUUAGAUGUAUAAUUUGAUAGAAUUUGAAUUAGUGGUGUGUUUUACACUAUAGAUUCACCUCUGCUAGAGAUAACAAGAAAUUUUGUUUUUCUUAUUUGUUUCUUUUAUUGAGGGUCCAACGAGGCCCAAAUAGAAUUGCAGGUUGACAUUUGGCUUGUUAGAGAUGGUGCAAUGAUCUCUUUGCCAGCUAUUAUAAAACCUGGCAUUUCGAGUCAAAAUUCCAGCCUGUCUCUUUGGACCAUGGAAUGUACCUGAGUCUACACUACAACUUGGCGUGGCAUUGCCUUUGAUCUCAUGGUCCAGGUGACUGCUAUGUCUGGACAUGCAAUGGCUCUCUUUAAUUUUGCUUUGAACACCUAUGCUUGAACAGGAAAAAGACAAAAUAUUGCUAUUUUGCACCCUUGCAACUUUUGUGUUGACAUCUGCGCUAGUCUUCAAUCUUAUUUUUAACUGUUCAGUGUGUUUUAGUAAAGCACAGAUUUACUAAUUUUAUCUGUUCAUUAGAAAAGCAGAAACAAAGGCUUAAACUUAGAGAAUGGUCAUUGCUGUCAGUAGGCUUUAGUAAAAGUAUGUUGUACAGUAUUAAGGAUCAAAGGUAAGUUGGCAGUAUGUGGCAAAGCAUGCAAUUUUGUCAAUAUUUGGCGAAUUAGAUCAAGGAAGAUAAAUCUUGCCAUGGGUGGACAUGCAUUGAAAUUGUAUGUUUUUGCUGGAUAGAAGUCUUGAUGGCUUUUGGAAUCUAUCCAGUGGAAUAUGUGCAAUCAGCACUUCAGGUACUCAGUCUCAGUUGCCAUUCCUUAACCACUACUGAACUGCAGCUUAGAAUCUGGCAGACAAUUUCUAUAUACUCUCAGGACAGUAUACUAUUUAACUCCCCAUCCUUAAAAAAAGAAGCCGUCUUUUACACAUUUUGGAUUUUUGUUUUUAGGAAGAGAGUAGCAGAAAUGAAAGUAACUCUCUUCAUUGAUCUUAGUACUGUAUGGUUAUUCCCCACCUUGUGAAAAUUUUGCAUGCCUUGCCAUGAUGCCGCAUUUACCCCCCCUUUUUUUUGUAAAAAGGUGAUAGUCUGUAGUCUGGUAAGAAUCUACAUCCCCCUGGAGCUGAGAACAGAAUUGGCAAGCCAAUCCUAGCUUUCCUUUAAAACUAAAAUAAAGAAAAUAUUUUUCAUUUGAGUAAAAUCUUGCUCAGUUCCUCUACCCCUGUUUGCUUCCUUGUUGGGGGUUCUGUGUAAUUAACUACCUUAAAAAGUUCUUUCAAGGGUACGAUGAAAGGUCUAGCCAAAGUGGGCAACCACCAUUUUCAGUUGGAGAGUUAACUAUGUGCUUUACACUGUCCCAUUGAUAUCAAUAGGCCUCCAAGUACUCCAAGCUGAAUUGCGGUUUAGCACAUUAUUUAACUUACGAAGCAAAAGAGAUAUUCUUAUGAGAAAAUUACCAUACAGGUUAUUUUUACACAUACUGACAUUCUCUGUACUCUUAAGAACCGAAGCUCACAGAUUAACAACAGCAAAUUCAUCUUUUAUCACCAAAUGUACACAUGGGAAGCUGCAACCAAUCUCAGUUCACUGACAACUGUAUAAUACAUAGGUUUACCCAUACUGUUGACACAUAGAUCCUUUUAUAUUACAAAAUAUAUUGCGGGCCUUGCUUGAUAUUUGUUUCUUCAUUGCUUUAUGACCUCCUUCGUUUUCAGAAAAGCUCAAAGCAAAGAAUAAUAAGCACCACAGUUGUGGCACUCUCUUCUAGUUAACAUUUGCGUGGCGUCUUCCGUCCUGGCAUUCAAUAAACUUUUAAAACUUACCCUUUUUACAGAGAGUUGAGGGCUUCAGUUCUUUGACUCCUUGGGACAGCAUUCUAGGGGCCGUAGGAUGCAUCAGAUCUCCCCCUCUGACGUCACGUGUGCUGAUGGCCUAAAAUAAAAAGCCGAGGAAACCAGCUCUGUAAAACUUGCUGGUUUGGUUGCUUAGACACACUCCUUCCCAUAGGUGACUGUGUACAAGUCUGGUGCCACACACAGGUCUAGACAGACGGAUUAUUACUAGUGAAGUCUAGAAAUAGGAUAUUUCCGCAUCUUUCACCUAAACGGAGGCAAAUGAAACACACACUGAAAUCAAUUGUACCUGAUCCUUCAGACUUCCAGUUAUCUUGAAGCUUCUUAUAAGGCCUUUCCUUCAAACUCUUGAUCCCAUAUGGCCCUGAUUCAUUACUUUCUGAAUAACCUUCUGAAUACACCCAUCCUAAUCCUAAAUGCAUUUAUUUGGAAGUAAACCCUAUUCAUUUUUACUGAAGCAUGUUUCUAGGAAUCUACUUAGGACUGAAUGCAUCUGUAGAGAAGCUACACCUGUGAAUUUUAGUUCUCUGGAGUAGUCUGAACAUAACAGGGGCUACAAUUUAGGGGCUAGAUAGAAGCUAGUAGGUUGAUUGCGUACAUCUUCUCAUGUGAUUUCUCCUUCCCAUCUUCCAGUGUUACAUGUGACUAUUUAAACCUAGCCUAGCUAUGAUCAUAUACACUGAUUGAGACUUUAUUCUUAAUCCAGGUAAAUGGGGACAUCUGGAAUUUUGAUGUGGGUUGAGGGACGGUGUGCAUGAUUUGGUGAUCCCAAACCUUGGCUUCAUUGCUAUAUCCAACCUGGACAUUAAAUUGUUGGUGGAAAGCAUCUUUCUUGCCCAGGCUUUGGCUGUAUUCAGACAUAAUGUUAAGCCAUUGUUUAGAAAAUUGAGAAUGAGCCUAGUUUCUUUUUCCUGGGCAUGCACGUUUCCCCAUUUUAGGUAAACCACAGUUUAGCAUGUUCUUUGAGCUCAAGUUGUGGUGAAUAUUAGCUAUAGUAAGUGGAGACAAGCCAGUUUUAUAAACUGUGGCAUUAAGUUAGUUUAACACUAGUUAUGAUGAACCACAGUUUAUCUGGGCUCAGGCUAUGGUUUUGAUUAACCAGAACUGUCCAAACUCUUCUCUGAGGCCACGGCAGAAAAAGGAAGGGGGAAUCUGAAAGCCUGAGAGCGGCAAGACUUGUUUACUAAAGUUAAUGUUUCAUCCAAACCAACGUUUGGAAACAGUGGGAAAUAUUUGCACGCUAGUUUCAAAAUUAAAGGGCUAACAAUUGAAAACACACACAGUCCCUGCCAUUCUUUUCUAAGUGCCUUUACUUAAAAAUGAAAAUUUGAAAUGAAAGCAGAAUUAAGGAUGAACAAGCUCUGUUUUUGAUGUAUUGCAGAUUUUUAAUUUUAAAAACAUUUUCUCAAUUACAGGUCUACAUUUAACAUAGGUUAAUAUUUUACAUAUUUAACAAAGGGAAAAAUGGUACUGAUCUAGCACACACAUACUCAGCCUUCAUAUUCCUCUGCAAAUAGUUAAAAAAUGUAAUUUAGCCUUUUGGAAAUGUGUGUGUGUAUGUGUGAAUAUUAUAUGAAAGUAUAUUAAUUGUCUCCAUUCUCUAACUGGAUCCUGCUUGUGUGAGGAAGAAGCUGAAGGCCUUUACCACACAUUUUAGCUUCUGUUGUUGACUUAAUUAUUAACACUGCAAAGUAAAUUCCAGUUUGAGGGAAGACUUGUCCACUGAGAGAACUGAUUUUAUUGUCACCACCCUGAAACAAUGAAAUUAGCACCAUUUCUUCACAGACAUAUUGUUGCACUUAACCCAGAAAACAUGUCACAAAUAAGAGGACAGCACCCCCCUCCCAUCUUUUGAAAAGCAUGCCACUAAUCAGUGGGUCGAGUGCUGGGACUGGAGGCGAGAAAGGUCCAAAUUGUUGCUUAGACAUGCCAGUUUUAGAAAUCAUAGCUUUGUGAGGGAAGUAGGGGCCAUCUAACAAUUCUCAGCACCCUUAACAAACCAUGGUUUCCCAGAGUUAUUAGGCGGGUGGGAGAGAAAGUGGUAUAAUACUGCUUUCAAUGUGUGAUACAGAUGGUGCUGCUCUCUGUGUCUUGACCUUUCCUGAGUGUGUAUGUGUGUCCCUAGGUCUCUGUUACCUCUUUCAUUUCCCCACAAAAUAUUAACUGCCUGUUUUAAAUUGAGUUAUUCACGCGCACCUUGAUUUCUUCUUUCCAAGUUCCUUGUAGCGGCUAGGCCUCCUAAGUUUUGUAAAACAGGUUUGUGUAGACUUCAGGCUUGUGGGAGCUAUUUUGAAGGGUGCUUCUCCCCCCCCCCCCCGAAUCCCAUGACCUUCCAACCAGAAUCAGGUGCAAAAGACAUAGGUCACACCAGCAGCAUAUUCAAUAGACAUUUAAUUUUAAAGCACGUAACUUUACCUCUCACAAAGCUACAGUUCAUUGGAAUUUUUUUUUGGGGGGGGGGUCAUGUACUUUAAAUGUAUUGUGUGGGUCUGCCCAUAGUACACAGAAUAAAAUAGCAGGAUGCCUCUGAGUAUAUUCUGAGAAACGUAAUUUCCGCCCCAGAAUCUGAUCCAAUCUGAACUCACCAUCCUUUCUUUCACCUUGUUGAUUUUCUUCAUGCCAGCAGGCUCAUUGAAGUAGAAAAGGUUGUCUCAUUGCCAUCCUUAAAGAGUGGGGUGUUGGAAGGGACCCCUUGCUGAUAUACUACAGCUCAACCAGAGGUCUGCCGGAGACCUACCACCCACCCACUCCUGUUGUAGAGGGCUUGGUUUCAUUAUUUAUUUUCUGUUGUAAACACAGCUAAGGGUCAGCUUGGGAAUCUACCAGUGAAAAAAGCACCGCCAAGUGUAUCUAAGCAUGUAAACGGUCCCAAAUUGUAUGCCCGUACUCCCAAUUCCCAUCAGACGCAGCCAGCACAGCCAAUGUGGUAGUUCCCCCACACUUGCUCUAACUAUACUUUAAUAAAGAUUUCCCUGCUGAAUAUCUGUGUCCAGUACUAAUUGGCACGAGGGCCCCCUGAAGUUAAGUAUUUUUUAGUAGACACACGCUACUCAGUGAAAACCACUGCCCUGCACUUUCAACACACGGCCAGUAGUGUCACUGUUUUCCAAGCAUCUUCCACAAGUUCCACCCACCUGGCUAUGAGAACAUUGGUUUCCUAUUGAUGUGACUGCCCACCCAUUCCUAUGCUUCGACAGUGGAACUUUGGUUCUCAAACGGCUUCGUUGAUGAACAAGUUGGCUUCUGAACGCCAAAACCCCAGAAGUAAUUGUUACUGUUUUCGAAUGUUUUUCGGAAGCCGAACAUCCGAUACAGCUUCCGUUUGAGUGCAGGAAGCUCCUGCAGCCAAUCGGAAGCCGUGCCUUGGUUUUCGAACGUUUCGGGAGUCGAACGGACUUCCGGAAUGGAUUAAGUUUGAGAAUCAAGGUACCACUGUACCUGGGUUAGAUUUGAUUAGCACAAACGUAUGCACCCUGCACAUAUACUUUACAGGUACAUUUUAAACAAGUAUCUACUGUGAAUAAAACAAAAUUGGCUUCAUAGGGUUUCUUUGAGAGGAGGGAAAGACUGUUAUCUCUGGGCAGUAGGAAACGGAGCUUACAGCGGAAUUGAAAUGGGAAUCCUGACCAGGGUUUGGACUAGAAUUGGAUGGAGCACAAGGGUGGAUUGUAGCGAGGUCAAUUCAGAUCCAAGCUGGGCUGGAAUGAGAAUAGAAGCAGAGAGGGGAAGCUGCUGGACUUGAAAGAGAGUUGGGUUGGACGGGCAGAUAUAACGGGCAAGGACACCAAGCUACACAAGAGUCAGGGUGUUGCUGGGGUGAAAACACAGGCCUGACCUGGGAGCAUAUAUAAUAACUAGGUUAGAUCAGGAGGCAGCAGUGGACUGUCUAGGAUGCUGACUGGAACUAAGCAUAGAGCUGGGAGAAAACUAAAGCAGCGAGAGGGACUAAGAAGCUGCCAAAAAUUGCAGUGGUUAAAAACAGCAGCAGCCAUGUAGGAAAAGGCAAUAUCCUAUAUUUCUGACAUGUUCGGGAAUGCAUACUUGAGGGAAGCUGUCAUUUUUAACAGAUGGGGAAGGCCGUUCGAUUGGCACACUCUCACAAUAGGAACUUGUUUAAAGCAGAGAUGGAGAAUCUUUGGUUUUCUAAUGCUGUUGGGCUAAAACUCCCAUCAGCUUCAGCUGGCGAGACCAGUAGUCAGGGACUAUGGGAGCUGUAGUCCAAUGACAUUGGGAGGCACCACAGGUUCUCCAGCCCCGAUUUAAAGCAUUUUAACCUGCUUUUUGGGUGGAAAAGGUUCCCAGAGCAGCUUAACGUGACAUAAAUAACAAGUGAGGUGAGACAUUCCCUGCCUUCAGGCUUAUAAUCUAAGAGAUGUGGCGCAAAAGGAAAAAAGGAUGAGGGGAAAAGAGGAAAGCAGCACACUCUGGCAGGGUUUUGGUAACGACCUCCUUAAAUGGAAGCCAUCCUGGUCUAGACAAUGCUUGUGACACAGUUGAGCAAGCCUCCCUGGGCUGCAGCCAGAUGAAAUAGUUUCUGCUAGGUGGCAGUUGAAGGAGCCUGAGGGGUUUCGACCUUCAGGGUUUGGUUCUUCAGCAGAGCCUAGGGAAUGGGCCUGCUUCCCAUUGCUGCAGUAUUGUCUGCAGCCUGACAGACAGCAGCUCACAGGACUCUUAGCAAAGGUCCAUCCCUCCACUUUCUUCUUGAGCUUUUAACAGGCUAGGCCGAUGACCAGAGACGACAGGGACAGAAGCUGAGAUCUCCUGCGAGCAAAACGUGUCCUCUACCACGGAGUUGCAGUUUAUCCCUCAAUAUUGAGAGCAAACCCCCCACUUCUUUUGCUAGAUCUCUCAUGUCAAGGCAGCAGACCUGCCCAAGCCUAUUUCAAAAAAAGAGACAUGUUCGUCCUAAAAACAUGCCAGGAAUGAAUAGAAUGACUCUCUUCCUUGCUUUCCAAUUGUGCAGCCUCAAGAUGCUCCUGGUUCAAGUUCCUGCCCAUUCUACCACCAGUAGCAAAUCGCCUUUAUUCGGUGCAUUGUUCACCAACAUUGGGUAAUGAAAAUCUGAGCUUCUCCUUUAAAGUGCUUGAUUUUCUCUCUCUCCCUCCAGUUCAGUAUCAGAUGGAGAUGAUGAGGAGCCUCCGCCACGUCAACAUCGACCAUCUUCACGUUGGCUGGUACCAGUCCACCUACUAUGGUUCCUUUGUCACCCGUGCCCUCCUGGACUCCCAGUUCAGCUACCAGCACGCCAUUGAGGAAUCUGUCGUUCUCAUUUACGGUCAGUGUGCCGCUUCCUGUAUUAUUUUACACGCGCGCACCAAUAUUAUUACGGCUAUUUUUGCCUUCCCCCACCUCCUCGCCUGCAAGAGCGGCCCUGGCAGGCCUUCUCCAAGUAAAUACCAACCCUGUGUCUGCAGCAGCCUCAGCAGCAGCGAAGUCUAGACAGGGUUUCCUUCUCUCUGUUUAUUUUUCUUGCUAUCAGAGCCCUGAUGUGUACGUUUUGGAAUGCUGGGGUAGCUGCUUCAUUUUUAUCCCUCCGCCUCUCCCCUCCGUCGUGGAAGCGGCUGGUGGAACUCGACCAGAUGUCUUAACAAACCCUGCUUGCUAGAGCGUCUGGCUCCGUACGUGACUGACCAAUCAUCCUGCAGCUUGCCAAGUAUAACCCCCCCUUUCUUCCCCUCCUUUUUAUGCAUCUGACAGAAGCGUACAAAACCUGGCCUGUUCCGUAGCACAAAGAUUUUUUUCUUUUCUGCCGGGUUUUUUUUUUUAAUGGCGUUUCCUCAAGCUCUCCAGACCAGAUGUUCUGCGCUGUAUCAGAACCGUAGGCAAUUUAACAGCUUUAUAGCCUUCCCCUCCCCAAACACUCACAGUUUUGCCAUAUCUGGCAGGCUCGCAUAUAGUUUCCAGCUGAGAAGCGAAUGUAACGUCCUGAGUAUCUGUCAGAAAAAAUACUAAUGAAUACGAUCAAUCUUAUGAGCUGCCCCAAAAUUGUUUCAGUAUGUUAACAAUUGGAUUACAGUAAAGAACAAGUUGUUAAAGUAUACUUAUACCGGCUGGAAACUUUGCAUCAUCAGAUCUUGAUGAAUUUUCCACUUGUUUCAGUCUAUUUUGGUUUUCGUUUUAUCACUGAUUGCUAAAGGUUUUACUAUGUUCCGUUUCAGACAACACAAAUGUUAACUUUUUUUUUCAAAAAAAGUGAGUUUACUAUUUGGCAAGCCUACUUCGGCUGCUAUCUUGCUACAGAUGUUAAGCUCCUUGUCCAGAGAUUAAAUAGGUUUUUUUUAUUCAUACAGUUUUUCCACUCUUCGCGAUAGCAUGUCAGCAUGAAAACUAUGUACACAUAAGAAAAUAAAAAAUGAAUGCAACUGGAAACAGUUACCUAAAUAAAUAUUUUCCUAAUAGAAUACCAGGAGUUUGCCAGACCAGGUGCAGGUCUGAGGCCAGGACCCAGGAGGUCUAUUCCAUUGUCACUGUAAAGUAACUCUAGUUUUUACAGAGGCAGUAAACUGGUACCUGGCUUGUACCACUUCAGACUGCAGUAGGAGUCUCUCACGGUUAAGAGUUCCUCCCAUGCAAAUUCCCCCAGCUCGCAUAUUGGAAACUAGAUGUCAGGGAUAAAUAUUCUGGCCCAGGUUUCUCCCUGACAGUGCUAAGUUUCUACAUGCAUGGACUAGUUUAUGACAGAAGAGCGGUUGGUCACGUAGCACACUUAACACACACCUCAUCCGAACUAGCCCAGGUUAAGACACAGCUUUAUCUCCUGGUAGGCCAUACAUUCAGUGAUCUUGGGCUGAAUACCAUGUAGGAGCCAUUCCAAGGAAGAAGUCUCUUAUGUAGAGAAAGAGCAUAAAUUGUGGGGGGAAAUCGUAAAUAUCGAUGGAUUGAUACAGUGCUUUUGGCAUUAGUUAUUUUAAAAAAAACAACAACUCAAAACUGUUGUGGCAUUUUAGUAGCAGCAUGUGAGGCAUGUGGAAGAGGCAGAAGUUACGCAAACCACAGAAGUCUUUGCUUUCUGGCCACUGGGGAAGAAAAGAUCCUAUUCUGCUAUCACCAAGAAACCAUAAGACGCUGCCUUACACAGUGAUUGGCUACGUGUGCAUCUAGCCCAGUCUAAUCAACCUCUCGCCAUGCACAUCUGUCUUUCCCAUCCUCUGCUACCUGUUCUUUUUAGCUGGAGAUAACUUGGGCCAAACCUGGGCCCAUCUGGGUGCAAAACAGAUGAAUUGUCACCAAGCAUUGCCCAUGCAGUUGACAGGCCUGUCUUUGCAGCUCUAAAGACUGGAAUCCCCGCGGUAUAGUCUCUGUGCACCUCAUAACAGAAUUGCAGCGUAGUCUUAGCUACAGCUGUAUGGAGGUACAGAACUUGGCAUUCUGAGCGCAGGACACUGAGCCCAGUAACAUUUCCCAGCAACAGAUUUCUCCUGUCCAGCCACCAUGAGAGGUUAAGGCUUAGAGUUGAUUCUCCACCCCCCACCCCAAUUGUGCACCAACUCCACUAUUAAGAUUCUUCCCUGAAGGAAGCCUACAGGAAAUCUUCUUUUUUUCAUCAUCCUCUUAAUCUGGAUUUUUAUUUCAUUUUAUUUUGCUGAAUACCUUAUUAAAGGGUUGCGGAUUUUGCAACUGUUCAUUUGGAGGGAUCUGUUUCCACUGUUAAAUGUUUUUAUUGAUUGGUCUGCUGCUUUGAGUCUUUGGAAAAGACUUUGCAUGGUGUGUUUGUAUGCAGUUUGCAUUACAAUGUUCCUCAAAGUUGACUUUAAAAAAAAAAUCCUCUUUAGCAAAACUUUAGAAACAUGUCUAAAAAUGAAAUGAAACCCGCCCAGGGGAAAGUGCUCAGAUAAAAGUGCUCUUGAUGAAUAUUCGGUAUCUUUUGUGCUUUCCUCUUGUUCUUUCUUAGAUCCUAUAAAAACUGCCCACGGAUACCUUUCCUUAAAAGCGUACAGGCUGACACCUAAAUUGAUGGAGGUUUGCAAAGAGAAGGAUUUCUCUCCAGAAGCGUAAGUGUGAGGGGAUGUUUUGGAAUGUGGGUGGCAGAAAAAGGGGGCGAAGAGAUGAAAUCCCUCGCAGCAAAGCCCUGUAGCAGCCUCGGAUGAUGCAUGUACUCUCUCAGUAGCUGCAAAUAGUAGAGGCCUCCGCAGGUGAAUAGGGUUAAAGAAUGCAGCAUUUACUUCGCCACAGAAAGAUGUGCUGCACUCUGUCAUCCCAAACAGAAGAUGAGUGUUAAAGGCAAACAAAUUGAGCAGGGAAGAGAGGAAAUUAGAUGCUCAGGGUUCUGAGCCUGAGAGCUGAGUUAUGAAAUCUUUGUGGCAGCAGUGUCUUCUCUUGUAACUGUUCCAACUUAUAAGAUUGUGAACUGGUCUACGUAGGUCCUUCUCCAGGCAAUUAGUCUUGAGCGUUCUCUCUGUAUCUCCAGUUCUGGAAAUACUGAGUAUAUGCUCCCAUUAUUUCAUAUACUGAUAUCUUCUUUAUCUAGUCAUUAGGAUGAUAUGGCUGUUUUCCGUUUUGGACCAGAAUGGUUCCAUGACUGCAAAUAGCCCACAUCAUGUAUCUUUUAAAUAGCAACAAUUUACCAGCGAUUUCCAGAUGUGGAGCCUCAUUUGCCCUACUAAACACAAAGCAUUUUAGCGGUGUGAUUAGGAACUUGAUGACAAUUAGGACUAGGGAAUCAGGCUCAUUUUAGAGCCCCAGUUCAGUAAAUCUGUUUGAUUAGAAAUGGGUUCUUCUGUUGUAUUUUCUGUACGUGUGGCAUGUGUGAGAGAGUGAUUAUUAAAUGCUUUUGGAUUAUUAAUAAAUCUGAAUUGAAUACUAGCCCUGUGCCAGAAAUGGACGCGGAGCUUUUUCUGAAUGGCUUAAACCCCAAAGAAUCGUCCCUCCUUGUAGUCCUUCAGCCAUCUCUGCAGAAAGCCAAGGGCAGUGUGUUUUUGAUGGUUGCCUUUUGUUAUUCAAGUAGAAAAAGGGGCCCGAUGUUGGGGUCUAUAACAUGGGCGCAGAAUCAGUGAUCUCCUGAUGUUGGGUUCCAGCUCCCAUCUGGAGGAUCUUGAGCCUCAAAAUGGAGUGGGAGAAGGUUUAAGUUGGGACAUUCUGCCAGAUCUCAACCACUCAAAAGCUAUUGAGAGCCACUGUGGUGCAGUGGUUAGAGUGUUGGCUCAGGACCAGACGUCAAAUCCUCACUCAGCUAUGAGGCUCACUGGGUGACCUUAGGCUAGUCACUCUCAGGCUUGUUGUGAGGUUAAAAAUGGAGAGGGGAAGAACAAUGGACAUGACCUCCUUAGGGGAAAGGUGGGAUAUAAAUGCAAUUUAAAAAAUGAUAUAAUAUAAAUAAAUGUAAAAAUAUAUUGGACAGAAAGGGUAAAAGAUUGCCUUGUUCUCAGGAGAGAGAUUCUAUCUCAGCAUUUUAUCUCACAACCCCCUGCCCAAACAGCUGUCCUCUAUGCAGCAUGUCAACCCAUUUUCAGAAUUUGAAACAGAUUUCCUCACUUUAAAGAAAAACGUUGAAAAAUAAACUAUUCAAAUAUAUUUGUAAAUAUGCUUUCCAAAACAUUUUCUCGUUGAGAGAUGGUGUUUUAAUGGGCAUUACAGAACACGUUCUUCUUGUGAUAUUGCUUUCUAUUAUGUGUUAGAUUAAGAAGAAAGCUGCAUUUUCUUCGAUGUUUUUAGUUGUUCAGUACGCCCAAAGGGAUCUUUUUUUCUCUCAAAAGGAAACCCAAUUACUAUUCUGCCACAUUUUUUUUCCAUCUUCAAAUACACACUGAUGGUUUUUGCAGUCUCUAAAAGGAUGGAACCAACACUUCAUUCUCCAAUUUGUGAAACAAAUAUUUACACAGCACUCUGCCCACCUCCAAACCCAACAGAUUGUCCUUUUCUUUCCUAGUCUCAAGAAUUGUUUGAGUUAAAAAAUAAAUAGAAAAGUUGGGAAGAUAAUAUAAGCAAAAUGGCAAAGAAUGGUGAGAAAUCAUUUUACUCUUUACCUUAAAAUUUUGCAAAAGAAACCACCACCCUCCCAGAAAACAUGUUCAGAUAUUGGCUAAUCUUAUUUUAGUUCAUUCCAGUUGUGAGCCAUUUCCUGUGAAGCAUCCCGAGCGAUUUAACAAUAAGAACGUAUGUAAAACCAAUUCACAUAUAAAAACAAAUACACAGGUACAGGCUAGGAUAAAAAUCUCCACUUUGAAGGUCUUAUGGGAAGAGAAAGGUGUUCAAUAGGCUGCAAAAAGACAACAGAGAUGGUGCCUCUCUGAUUUGUAAUUGGGUAGACUUCCAAGUAGAUUCCACCACCCAUAGGUGCCAACUCCCUGGGCCCCUGGGUACACUUGCACACACAAAAUUCCCCAUGAAGGGGCUGGGCACCCACAAAUUUCAGUGCCAGAGCCAUGCACGCUGCAUGGCACCCACGGGCCCUGGCACCCACGGUCCCAGGGCCAAGCUGGCACUCCUGCCACCACCUGUUCCUUGGCCAUAAUACCUUGACCACAGUAGUCAGUGCAUUGCACUCUAGGUGGGGGUCCCUUUGUGGUUGGUCCAGAAACUGUGGCUAUUCAGAAAGCUGCAACUCAGUUACUAACAGGGUUAGAUCCUGGCAGCACCUCACACCUCAUGCUCCGAGAUGUGCACUGGAUGUUAAUUUGCUACCAGACCAAGUUCAUAAAUUGCGACGUAAAGCCAGAUUUGGAUCGGCUUACCUGAAGGAUUGCUUUGCCCUGUGUGUGUUCUGCUCGAUCACUUGGAUCUUUUACAGGUGCCACAUAAUGUUCAUUCACUAACUACAAGCUGUUGGUCUUUUGGUGUGGCGGAACCUGUGCUUUAGAACUCUCUACCUAGGCACCCUUGCUAUAUAAUUUUUUAGGCACCUGCUAGAAACUUUUUCCAAUCCAGCACCUCUAACCAGAUUUUACUGGAUCUUAUUAUAGUGUCUUGACUUUAAGCAUAUAAAACUUCAACAUCAGGUUGUUGUGCAACUUAACAAAUACAGUAAGUGAAAAUGAACAAAAGCAAGAGCAGACCUGCCCAGAUAAAAUCUGAAUUCAAAGUGGAGGUCUAAAUAGCCUGGAGAAGGUAGUGUUUUCUUCUUGAACCAUAAAAGGCAACAAACUUGAUACCAGGCAAACCUCUCUGGGAAAGUGUUCCAAAGCUGCGGUGCCACCACUGAAAAGGUCCUGUUGCAGAGGAUUUGGGGGCAUAUACUCUUUAGUUUGUACAGAAUACAGCCCAGGCCUGCUAAAGACUAUGGCCCUAGAACACUCCUAAUACACUCCAGCAACUACACGCAGUUGGAAAUGAUCAGUAUUGGGACAGAGCCAUUUAUUCCACCAUUACUGAUUUCCUCAUUAAGGGACCUUUAGUGAGCUUAAAAGGUACUCUUGCUUUGAAAGCUACUGCUGUACUGUACAGUAUUUAGAAUCCAAGCCAAUUUGCUUCUCUCUGUUUCCCGCAAGUAUUUCACAAGCUCCCAGAAUAAUUUUAAAAAAGGGUUUUCCACACGCUUUCCCAAGUUUGCUAUAAAAGUUUGACUGUUUGCUGAAUUGGAAGGGUAAAAAGAAAAAAAGCUGGGACUCUCCCUAGUCACCUGCGGAGUAUUUUUCCUCGAUCCAGGUGAACCCAUCAACAAUGCACAAGCAUGCCAAGUUUGUUAUGGGGACCUCUCUCUUUGCAGGUUGAAAAAAGCAAACAUCGCCUUUGAAAACAUGUUUGAAGAGGUGCCGAUCAUUAUCAAGAAUUCCUACCUCAUCAACGUUCUUCUUUGGGAGCUGGAAAAGAAGUCGGGAGUGGCAGAUAGACACGAGCUGCUCAGUCUCGCAAGCAAGUAAGUGCUCCUUUGAAAGGAAAAUGCAGUGAGGCAUUUCCGAACCUCUUUGCUCUUUUUGUUGAAGAGCAUCUUGUAUACUUCAGGAUCCAUGUGCCUCGUCACUUAACCGGGAGGUGUGGGAAGGAGAGGUUGGGGAAAGGUGGGAAAGGAAAGCCUAACCCAUUAAUUAUUAUUAUUUUUUGUAUACAGUCGUACCUUGGAAGUCGAACGGAAUCCGUUCUGGAAGUCCAUUUGACUUCCAAAACAUUCUUAAGCUGCGCUGGACAUUCAGGUUCCAAAGAAAGUUUGCAAACCAGAACAAUCACUUCCAGGUUUGUGGCGUUCAGGAGCCAAAACGUAGGAGUUCCAAGGCAUUUGGCUUCUAAAGUACGACUGUAUAUUUAUUGUUUUGGAAGAAAAGUACAAAAAAAAGACCGUACAGUUGUAAUUUGAGAAAGCAAAUGAGAAACCCAAAUCCCCAUCCCAACACACACACCCUGACCAGCUUACAUACUGAAUAUUAUUUAAUAGUUUGCUAGACAUCACACUUUGUAUUUCCUGGUGCAGAAUAGUCUUGUUUGUAGUUUUGUGGCACAGGGUUCAUAGCAAAACCACCCACCCCUGUCCCUAAGCACUCUCUUCCAAAAAAGAUUUCCUCAUGUAUCUCUUUCCUUCUCAACAUAUCUCCCCCUUCAGGCUGAUAUUAAUUAUUUCAGUGUCUCUAUGCUACCCACUCCAGUAACACAGGCUGACCAAAAUGGCUUUUAUUUAUCCCUGGCACCUGUGGGGAGCUGGUUUUCCAUGCCCCGCUAGUUGAGUUAGCGGCAUGCACUAUAUUGAUGCAUAGCCAGGGUUUAGUUGUGCAACCCCUUCCUUCCUUCAGAGGAGAAGAAGAAAGUUUCCCUUUAUGCUAGAAACAACUUCCUAAUUCAGGAGGACCUUUCAAUGAGCCCCCUUGGUUUUUAUUAGGAAUGGGAUUCAGGAAUAUUUUACGGUGAGGCCUUUACAAAACUGGGUGGUGUGCACAAGGCUUAGCUUGACAUACAUGCACACCCAAUAAUGCUUAAGUACCAAAAUGUCCUCUUCCUCUUGCCCCCCCCAUCUACUCUGGAGCAGAAUGGGGGGGGCAUGGCAGGUGCAAGAGGAAGGAAAAGUUGUGUUGUGCUAAUGGAAGUCUAUUCUACUUGUGGACAGACACUUGUUGUCAUUGUGCCUCUGCCUUAGUUGAAUCAGGUUAAUAACCCUGCCCACAAGCCUACCUUCUUUUCUUUUUUAAAAAGGCAGUUUGGGAUGGGGAAAGAACACUAAAUAAGAAAAGAACACUAAAUGUGGAAUACUGCUACAUAUUCUUGAGUCCUGGGAAUGUUUUGCUGUUUGUUUGAGACCCUCUCUUAGGGAGAUGAACUGUUACUAGAAAAUCAGUUGUUGGCUUAAGCAAGCAAUGUCACAGAUUCUCAGGUGGUUGAGCAGGAAAUUGGUUUUUAAAGGGAAAUAUCCUGUGAAUAGGAGACAAUGCGGAGCAGCCUUAGCUUCCUUCUUGAGGCAUACCUGGUUCUGUUUUGAAUCCCAGUUAAUUUAGUUUAAUUUUAGCUUUUCACUCUCCUUUUACUAAGUGGCUGGAGCCCCCUUAUUGGAUCACAGUAUUCAUGAAAUAUGAUUUAAUUAAAUCCCGUACAGUCAAAGAAUAAAAAGCAUGAAAUAAAUAAACCCGUGUGCAGUGGGAGGGGGAAGAGAACAGUUAGAAAACCAAGCAAUUAAAAUACGGUACAGCAGCAACAUAAAACCCUACUUUCUCAGCAUGGGACAGUUGAUCUUAUAAGGCUGCUGUGAUUGGGGGCAGGUUGUGAGUUCAGCCAAUCUAGGAGCAAGAAUCUGGUGAUGUCACUUUCUUUGUUUUCUCUCUCUCUCUCUCUCUCUCUCUCUCUCUCUCUCUGUGUGUGUGUGUGUGUGUGUAAGUGUAAGUCAGACUAAACUCCAAUGUGGGAACUUGAUCCUGCCUUGGGCUACGUGAAAUAAUGUAUUUGAGCAUAAUAAGAGUGUAAUUGGAGAGCGGACAUAGGAGAGAUAGGAUAUCGGUGAGCUGUGUAACAAAGCCAGGAACAUAGGAAGUUGUCUUAUACCGAACCAGAUCAUUGGCCCCCCAAGCUCAAUAUGGUCUACGCUGUCUACACUGACUGGUAGCAGCUCUCCAAGAUUUCAGAUGGGAUCUCUCCGUCCUACCGGAAGAUACCAGGGAUCGAAUCAGGAGCUUUAGCAUUUAGCUGUGGCCUUGAAGUAACCACUGACCACUUAGGGCAGUGUUGGCCAAACUUGGGUCGCCAGCUGUUUUUGGACUACAACUCCCAUCACCCCUAGCUAACAGGACCAGUGGUCAGGGAUGAUGGGAACUGUAGUCCCCAAAAGGCUGGAGACCCAAGUCUGGCCAACACUGACGUAGGGUUUCUGAUGACCUCUGGGCCUGACAGAGGUGGUGUACAGGAUGCAUUGAGAGAAAUACAUCAAGCCCAGGUGGUUGUACUCAACUAUUUCUUAUUUAGAGCAUGAGCUAAAUUACCAGAGCUGUUCUCCUAAAUGGUUUUAAGUGGGCUUAAACUUGCUGUGAGUUCACAGAGAAGCAUCAAUUAAUAUUCCCGCAGAAGCAAAAUACUGUGUCCAGUCGUCACUGCUGCAAACCUUUACCAUGCCAUCUCUCUUUGUGUAUUUCAGUAAUCACCUUGGAAAGAGCCUGCAGCUGUUGAUGGACAGAGUGGAUGAGAUGAGCCAGGAUAUUGUCAAAUACAACACCUAUCUAAGGAACACCAGCAAGCAGCAGCAGCAGAAACACCAGGUUGGUUUUGGGGAGGGGGGGCUGAAUCACAUCUGUUUGGGGGUGAAACGACACAUUAUGUGGCUUCUGUAAUAGAUGCAAAUUGAAGGAUCUUUGAAUUGCAUCUCCUAAAUACACAAGCCUGUUCGGAAAUCUAAUCUCUGUAUCCUAGACGCUCAUUACAUGCAGAGCAAGGGCUGAGCUAUGGCUCCUUCCAGCUCCUUCGCUUGCCAACAUAAAUCUGCAGGGGCAAAUUUAUGAGAAGAUUUUGGAGAUGGAAAAAGUGAUUUGAAGGAGGGGUGGUGGUGGAAAUCCAGGAUUGUUACCCCACCAGUUCUUGCCUAACUUAUACAGUAAUUGCUGUAAAUGUGGCUCAUUGCACCAAGCCUGUUCAUUAUUGAGCUAUAGAACAGUUCUGCGCAAGAGCAAGCAAUUUUGGUACAUAAUGCACCUACUCAGUGCAAAGUAUAAAAAAUAAAUGUAUCUGAUAUCCAUCUUCUUCUUCCUCUCCUCUCCCCGAUUUCUUUCUGCUUUCGUUCUGUCUGAGAUACAGAUCUAUAAGCUCUUAUUUGCUAAUAUUUUCUAAAUCUGGAGGUAUUUUGGUUCUGCUAUCAAGCAAUAAAAUGUCACCACACACAUUUCUUUGCUCAACAGUCAGAAGCUUUAAGGAACCCAGCUUUAAAAUAUAAAUAAAUAAAAAUGCCAUUUGAGCAGCAAAAACCAGCAAAUUAUGAGUCCUUCACAAACCAGAGGUUUUUGUACCUUUUGCUCUCCUAGUAACUCAUAAUAAUACACUAUUGUUCCUUUAAAGAUUAGAGACGAUUGAGAAUAAAUGUUUUGCUAACUGCCUUGUCUCCCUUGCUGCCAGUUGCUCCAUUUUUGCAUCUAAAUAAGUAGGUUAAGGUGUAUUGAAAAUGCUGCUCUGGAAGUGCUACUAGAUUCAUGCUUUACAUAACUAAAGCCAGAACAGUUGUUCAGUCUCUCUCAAACAGACGGCAAACUGUACCACUUUCCCCUCCUUCCUCCAACCUUAUUGAGUUGUUACAUGCGCUGAGAUGCAAAGGAUUUUGCAGAGUUUUAUGUGUGACUUCUUGGCUCUAUUCCCACCCAAUAUCCACCCUCUCCGCUGCUAAUCAUAAUGUUCCGCCUCUUGAUCCCAUGGUAAAAGUUACCGACUUGCAAAAUUGGCAGUAGAAAACCCAGUUCAGGAAAAAAUGGAUGGACUUAAGAUUUUCGCAUAAAUGUCUACUUCUUGGACCCAUUCUGUGUUCUGCUUUUGAACUUCUCGGAAUCCAGAGAGUUGGGCACAAGUUUGGGUGGCUUCUGAGUUUCAGUACAGUGGUACCUUGGUUUACGAACUUAAUCUGUUCCAGAAGCCCAUUCUUAAACCAAAGCGUUCUUAAACCAAGGCGUGCUUUCCCAUAGCAGUGGGGGACUCAAUUUACAAAUGGAACACACUCAACAGGAAGCGGAACAUGUUCUGCUUCCAAGGCAAAGUUCACAAACCAAAACACCUACUUCCGGGUUUGCAGCGUUCUUCAUCCAAGUUGUUCAUAAACCAAGGUACCACGGUAGUCCUUUUUGCAGCAUACACAGUGAAGCCUGUUUUGCUUCAGAAGCUUCUGGGGCCAGGCCAAAUGGUGAUUAGGCCCCCAGUCCAGCAGCAUCUCCAGUGAUGCAAAUUUAGGCAAUGGCCUCUCUCUCCUCUCCACUCCACCCCACCCCACCCCACCCCACCCCACCCCGCAAACCCAAUCCAAUUUCUUUUGUAGACCACAUUGCUGAUUUAGGUUGGGUAGAUGGAUCACCCAGUGAGAGAGGGGUUGGAACUGCCAUGUUCCUUAGCCUGGGGAGAAACAAGAUGGGAACCACUUCAUUUUAAAGCUCAACAACAAUUAACAGCAUUUUUGUGCAAGCAAAAUGGAACGUUUUGAAGCCGGCUUAAGCUGCGUGAAGUAAGCUCAGUAUGUGGAAAGGCAGCUCCUCUGCAUUCUUUAGAGAAAUCCUAUGGGUUCCCUUUGGAUGAAAGAGUCUUACCACCAUGUUUCCUCUUUUCCUUUUCCAGUACCAGCAGAGACGUCAGCAAGAGAACUUGCAGCGUCAAAGUAGGGGAGAGCCCCCCCUUCCGGAGGAGGACAUGAACAAAUUGUUCAAGCCGCCACAGCCACCUCCCAGGAUGGACUCGCUGUUGAUUGCAGGUAACACUUGCAGCCUUCUUCUUUCUUUGUGACUUUUCAACGGCCCUGCACUUCUUUGAGUAAUGCUUUCAGAGAAUCAACAAAAUGCUGCAAAGUAGGGCAAUGAGUCCUGAUUUUAUAUCCAAAUGAGAACCAUAAUAACGUGUGUGUGUGUGUGUGUGUGUGUGUGUGUAUGUGUGUGUCUUUCCGUUUCAUUAUAUCCCCUCCUUUCUUCUAUGGAGCUCCAGGCAUCAUGUUCCCCAUCUAGCAAGGUGGCUUUAUCCUGUGCCUUCAUACCAUGUCCUGGAACUACACAACUGAGCUUUAACGUCAGGCUGGUGAUCCCAGCGAGAUUUUCAGAUCUAGUCUCCCCCCUCCCCCACAUGCCGACCUUCUUCCCAGAAGGAUGCAAAGUUGUUUUAAUAGUAGUUCCUUGGGCUGCCCUCCCUCGUUUAGCUGAGCCUGUAGUGUUUGGGAUUAAAAGCAUCUUCACAUUUUUCCCUGUUCAUCCAAAGUGGCCAAAGUGAGAUGCAACAGGUAGUGCAUGGUUUUUCUCUCUUUGAUAUUUUGCCUUUAGAAAAAAGAGGCACACAAAUCCCAGCUCAAGGCAGAAGGGUAGGUACACUGUGAAAUGGACAGGGGAUGAACAGGCAAGGCGAGAGAACCAUUUUUCGUGCUGCAGAAACAUGGACCGUUUUCUGUUAGUCAUACCUUGGGUUACAGAUGCUUCAGGUUGCAUUUUUUCUGGUUAGCACCGCCAAAACCCGGAAGUACCAGAAUGGGUUACUUCCAGGUUUCGGCGGUCACGCAUGCGCAGAAGCGCUAAAUCACACUUUGCACAUGCGCAGAAGUGCCGAAUCGCAACCCUUGCAUGCGCAGACGCACCGCUGCGGGUUGUGAAUGUGCAUCCUGCACGGAUCACGUUCACAACCCCUAGCGCCCACUGUAAUUGCACCAGCGGUUUGAAAACUACCCACCAAGCAUUUUUAUCCACCUUGGUAGUUCAGUCAGUAGAGCACGAGACUUAAAUCUCAGGGUUGUGGGUUUGAGCCCCACAUUGGGCAAAUGUUUUCUGCAUUACGGGGGGUUGGACUUCCUUCCAACUCUACAUUUCUAUGAUGCUAUGUUUUCAGUUCUAUCCCCUAUCCCAGGUUGGCUCAAGAGCAAGGGCUGAUGAUGGCACAUUGAUAACAAAAUUUGGAGUGAAAUUUAAUGUGCACAAAAAAUGCUGCAACUCCCCCUUUUUUCACAAAUAGCACACAGUGAACAAUUUUAAAGUGCAACCAUGUAGUGCAACCCCCCCACCCCCCACCUUUUUGUAGUUGUUGUUGUUUGCAAAUGGGUAUGGUUUAAAUUCUGGUAAUGAAUUCUCACAGCAACCCAGUGCUUGUUAAAGAAAAAGCACACCCCAGCUCUUUUAAAAAAUUAUGCUUCAGUUUAUGUCUGUUUUCUGGUGGGUUAUACCUCUACCAUCUUCUAGAGUUAAGCAAGCAGCAGCCAAUUGACGCUCUAACAGCCUUCAGCCAAAAUGCUUUUCUUUUUAGCAGAGUCAGGAAAAGACCUGAAAACGUUCACUAUUUUAAUGCACGCGGAAUUAAGUUGGGGAUCAAAGCUGAGACUUGGGUGGUUUUGCUUCUAAGGCAUUUAGAAACUUUUUAAAGUAGAGCAUUAAAUUGAAAGUGUGUUAGUCUGCUAAGCAGUUCUAAUUUUGAUAAUCCGGCUUUGUCUUUCUCUCUUUCUCUUUCUUUUGCUCUUCCUGACUAGCUAGAGAAAUGAACUGUAGAGGCAGAGUGCGUACAAAAAUAAUAAUAAAAUGGGGUGGUGGAGACACUUUUUUUGAUUUGUACAGCACUUCAGACAAAGCCUUCACAGCCUGCUGGCUCGAGAAAUUACUAAUAAUGUGAGGGAACUAACAAAAACAUGACCCACAAAAUGUCAGGUGGAUGAAGCAAGCAUAGUUUCCAGGUCCACAGUUGAGAGAGACAGUCUGAAUUUUUCUCUUCAUAGCCUUCCCAGAAAUCCCUGUAGCGUAUCAAAUAAUGUGGGAUCCUGCAUAGUCCUGGGAGCAUGUUACAUACAGUAGUGCUGCCUCGAUAGGAUUCUAACAAACACAACCUUGCAUUUUUUAACAGCAAACCUCCAAUUCAUGUUGAGCAAUUAACCAAACAAAUGUGAGCCACAUAGGCCAGCAGAAAGCAUCACAUGUCACACAACCACCCACACCAGGGGUCCUUUUUCAGCCCAAGGGAAAGGUUACCUCAGGGGUAGGCAACCUAAGGCCCGGGGGCCGGAUGCGGCCCAAUCGCCUUCUCAAUCCGGCCCGCAGACAGUCCGGGAAUCAGCAUGUUUUUACAUGAGUAGAAUGUGUCCUUUUAUUUAAAAUGCAUCUCUGGGGUAUUUGUGGGCAUAGGAAUUCAUUCAUCCCCCCCCCAAAAAAAAUAUAGUCCGGCCCACCAUAUGGUCUGAGGGACAGUGGACCAGCCCACAGCUAAAAAAGGUUGCUGAUCCCUGGGUUACCUCAUGGCAACCCCUUUUUAUUUCACCCUCUAAAACUCAGUGGUGCUCCUGCCUAUAUGCUGGCAUUCUGUUUCUUGGUGUGUGGCAAAAUGUUUGUGGAGAUGGGGAGGCCAAAUGUUUGGAAGAGGAUGGAGAAAAUUUGGGGGCUCUCCCAGCCUCUUAACUUCUGCCUCCCAUCCAACUUGACAGGUCUUUGACAUAUAUUAGCUCUUGUCUGCAAACGUGUUUCUCGAGUUCUGUUUCUUGGUCAUGCUAUAAAGUGCGAGAGAAUGUUUGUGUUCAGUUUUUUAAAUUUUUAUUUCUCUCGCUCUCUCUUUCUCUUCCCACUUUUUGUUCAUUUGCAGGUCAAAUUAAUACUUACAGCCAGAACAUCAAGGAGUUCACUGCACAGAACCUGGGCAAACUCUUCAUGGCUCAGGCACUUCAAGAGCACAACAACUAGGGAGGAAGAUGAAGUGUUUAACAGUCUCUUGCCCAAGGGAGGAGAUGCUCUGAAUCUCAGCUCGUUUUUGCUUAAGACAUUUUCCAUUACUCUUUGCAAAAUGAACCAAGAACUAGACUGCCUCGUGUGUUUUGAGUAGAGUUAUCCCUCUUCUAAAAUAAAUAAAUAAAUAAACGACCAAUUUUAAACUU